Messenger RNA from Pelobates cultripes (western spadefoot toad), 56216 nucleotides. NCBI's taxonomy places the organism in Eukaryota, Metazoa, Chordata, Amphibia, Anura, Pelobatidae. The record is from the annotation of a GenBank genome assembly.
GGGCUUUGUGGGAAUUUCACUUUACAAUUAUGUGGAGAGCAUGUUCUACAAUACGAAGCCUAUAAUACGGGCUGAUCAUCAUGGGAAUUGCUCUCUGUUUUAUUUAUGGGGGUUUACAACCUAAUCUCUCCCUUGCAUUGCACUUACAGGAACACUGACAUACACACUAACUGACACUGCACUCAUACAAAAGGGGCAGCUGCCCCGGGCCAGUCAUUUCUAGGGGCCCAAAGCAGCUGCCCCCUGAGCCCCCGUGGUACUACAACCGCGGGCCGCACGAUGAGUGGGCCAAUACUCUUAGGGCCACCUGAUAGCAAUGAGUCUGCAGGGGCCCGGCCAGCGCUGCAGUGUUUUAACAGCACAACCAGGCCCGCUGUGAUGAGGUCAGCGCUAGAAGGAAGUGUAGUCACUUCCUCCUAGCUAACACAGAGAGUACUGCGCGGGAGGGAGGAAGAGAGCAGACUGAGAGCCCAACUCCCAACAGCCUCAGACAGCCACCGGACCCCAGGGAAGUCACCCUCCUGCACCCAAAAGGUAGGAAACAGGAGGGUGCAGGGCCAUCAUUAAUGCAGGGCAAAAGGGGCAGCUGCCCUGGGGCCAGUCAUUCCAGGGGGCCAAAGCAGCUGCCAUCGUGCGUGUGGCACUACCACCACGGACUGCACGAUGAGGGGGCCCAUCGGGUGGCCCAGGCUCUUAGGGCCACCCGAUAGCAAUGACCCUGUGAUGAGGUCAGUGCUAGGAGGAAGUGCAGUCACUUCCUCCCAGCUAACACGGAAGAGUACUGCGCGGGAGGGAGGUAGAACGCAGACUGAGAGCCCAACUCCCAACAGCCUCAGAAAGCCACCGGACCCCAGGGAAGUCACCCUCCUGCACCCAAAAGGUAGGAAACAGGAGGGUGCAGGGCCAUCAUUAAUGCAGGGCAAAAGGGGCAGCUGCCCCGGGACCAGUCAUUCCAGGGGGCCAAAGCAGCUGCCAUCGUGCGUGUGGCACUACCACCACGGACUGCACGAUGAGGGGGCCCAUCGGGUGGCCCAGGCUCUUAGGGCCACCCGAUAGCAAUGACCCUGUGAUGAGGUCAGUGCUAGGAGGAAGUGCAGUCACUUCCUCCCAGCUAACACGGAGAGUGCUGCGUGGGAGGGAGGAAGAGAGGAGGAGCGCGGACUGAGAGAGAGCCCAACUCCCAAAAGCCACUGGACCCCAGGGAAGUCACCUCCUGCACCCAAAAGGACUAAAAUGUUAUAUUUUCCAUGUGUGUCUGUUUGUGUGUGUAUCUGUGCCUGUAUGUGUAUAUGCAUGUGUAUCUGUGUUUCUGUAUGCAUAUAUGCAUGUGUUUCUGUGUAUCUGUCUGUAAGCGUAUCUGUGUGUGUCUGUAUGUGUUUCUGUCUGUAUGUGUAUAUGCAUCUAUGUGUGUAUUUGUCUAUAUGUGUAUCUGUGUGUCUUUAUGUGUCUCAGUCUGUAUGCGUAUCUGUCUGUACGUGUGUCAGUGUGUGUCAAUGUUUGCAUCUAUAUGAGUGUCAUCCUGUGUAUCUAAAUGUUUGUCAUUAAGUGUGUGUGUGUGUACCUUCAGGUGUGUCAGUGUGUUUAUAUGUGUAUCUCUUGGUAUGUGUGUCUGUGUAGUAGCAUGUGUGCCCCUGUGUGUGUGUGUCUGUAUAUGUGUCAGUGUGUGUGUGUGUCUGUACGUCUGUAUGUUUUAGUGUGUGUCUGUGUAACUGCAUGUAUGUCCGUGUAUGUAUCUGUAUGUGUGUUAUUGUGUUUAUCUGCAUAUAUGUCAGGGUGUGUUUUUCUGUUUAUCUGUGUGUGUGUCAGUUUGUGUCUCUGUAUAUCUGUUUAUGCACUUGUGUGUAUCUGUCUUUGUAUGUCUGUGUAUUUGGAUGUAUGCAGCUGUGUAUGUCUGAGCCUGUGUAUGUGUGUAUCUGUAUUUGUGUCAGUGCUUGCAUCUGUGUGUGUAUUUUCUUUAGGUGAAAAAUAAGUGUGGCUAAGUCUACGAUCUAUGUGUGUGUGUUUUUUUGUGUUUACUUUAUGUGCCUCUUUGGGUGGAAGGUGUGUUUUCAUGCAAGAUGUUGGGAGGGAGGGGACCAGAGGGCCCAAGCAAAUGCUUUCCCAGGGUCCAAUCAACAUUACAGGAUCACUAUAGUGUCAUGAAAACAAACCUGUUUUCCUGACACUAUGUCAUCCUUGGGGGACCCUCGCCCUCAGGGUCCCCCUUCUGUGGCGCUGAAGUGGUUAAAACCCUUUCAGCAGUUUACCUUAAUCCAGCGCUGGGUUCCCUCGGUGCUGGUGACCUCUCCUCCCCCCGCAGACGUCAACAACAAAAAGUUGCAAUUGAAACAUUUUUAGUUUCGCUACAUGGCUUUAAAUUUAAAAUUCACAUUGAAUUUCUGACAAUUCUCACUUUACUGAAUAAUCCUGUCAGUCUCUCUGUCCCCUCUCUCUCAUCCACAGCUCUUCUGUCACUCUCCUGGGUGGGAUGUCUCUCAGUCUCUCUCUCUCUCCUCCCUGAUGUGGUGUUUCCUGGGCAGUCUCUCCUCCCCCCCAGGGAUGCCUGCCUGGGGGUUUCCCCUCCAUGUGGGCUGUCUCCGGACAGUCUCUCCCUCCCUCCUAGUAUGUCUCUCAGGUGGUCUCUCUCCUCCCCAUGGUAUGUCUCUAGGCAGUCUGUCCCCGCUCCGGUGGGAUGUCUCUGGGCUGUAGCUCCUUCACUGUGGGCUGUUUCCUGGCAGUCUCUCCUCCCCGGUAGGCUGUCUCCUGGAUGUCUCCGUGCAGUCUCUCCCCUCCCCGGUGGGCUGUCUCUCCCCUCCCCGGUGGGCAGUCUCCGGGCUGUCUCCUGGCCGGCUAUCCUCGGUCAGUAUAGUGAUGAUGCCGGUCUCGGGGUGGUUGUCUGUCCCCGGGGUCCUGGUGGUGUUGCUGGCCGCGGGGGUCCCGGUGCAGGCCGGUCUCUAUUCGGCCGAUGAGCCGCUGGUGUCUCUGGCCGGGUCCGCCCGCUCCCUCCUGCUCGGCUCCAGCAGCUCCUGGCUGGCAGAGUUCUACGCUUCAUGGUGCGGACACUGCAGGAACUUCAAGGAGACCUGGAGCGCGCUGGCCAGGGAUGUACAGGGUGAGCCACUUAUUACUAUUAUAAUAUUAUUAUUAUUAUACAUUGUUAUAUUAUUAUACUAUUAUAUUAUUAUAUCUUAUUAUACAUUCUAUUAUUAUUAUACGUUAUUAUAUUAUAUCUUAUUAUACAUUACAUUAUUAUAUUAUUAUACAUUAUAUUAUUAUUAUAUUAUACAUUAUAUUAUUAUUAUACAUUGUUAUAUUAUUAUACACUAUUAUAUUAUUAUAUUAUACACUAUUAUAUUAUUAUAUUAUAUCUUAUUAUACAUUAUAUUAUUAUUAUUAUUAUUAUUAUACAUUAUUAUAUUAUUAUAUUAUAUCUUAUUAUACAUUAUAUUAUUAUUAUUAUACAUUAUAUACCAUGGAGACUUGGAGCGCGCUGGCCAGGGAUGUACAGGGUGAGAAACUUAUUAUAUUAUAUCUUAUUUCCAUCAAUAUGCGGUGUAACUACAAGUCGGCUUUUGAGCAAAGUAAAUGUUCAGAGACUUGUAUACAACAAGCCUGUAGGUUGUACAUACGUCUUUGACAAACAAAAGUGCACAUUCAAGCUUCUAAGGUUACAAGUAUAAAGUUAGUGUAUAGAUUGGUCUUACAAUUGGACAGGUAUACCUAAACAUGUCAUCGCUCCUUAACAAGCCAUGUGUUGAGUACACAACCGUAACUUUGCAGCUCGGGGCUGCUGCACAGGGGUAUAUAUCUGUAUCAUAAAUGAGUUAUUGCCAGGUAAUCGGUGAGUGGGGGAUCUGUCUUAGGGGGUUGGGAUCAGGCAGUGAGCCAUAUGCGUCAGUCGGCUCAGGGCAUAGGGAUCGUAGGGGGUUAGGGUGGUAUGGCAAGAGGGGCAGAAGGAAGAGCGAGUGGUAGUUGAAGUAAGAGAGUAGGUAAGAAGUAAGUAAGAGAAAAAAAUAAAUUAAAAGGGGACGGGGGGAGUUAAUUUAGGUGCUUGUUAUCCGCAGGCAAUGUACAUCGGCCAUGUGGCCCAUGUCUGGGUACACCUGUCGGAACCCUGUAGGGCUGCUGUCAUUGAUUCCAUGGCAUAGAUUUCUCCUACCCUAUCAACCCAUUGCUGGACGGUUGGCACAUCCGUCUGUUUCCAGUACGUGGGUAUCAGGGACUUUGCUGCAGUCAGCAGAUGUUUUGUCAAAUACUUUUUUGGUAGGAUUUCAAUGUCAUACUAGUAUGGUGGAAUAGCAUGGGCAAAGGCUGGAGGGGCACCAAGAAAUUUAUAGCUCUGCCCAUCUGUGCAUUAUUGUACAUCUUAUUAUAUAUUAAGAAGACAUGUAGCAUGCUGGCCAGGGAUUUACAGGGUGAGCGAGUUAUCAAUUUUCCUAUUAUUAAUCAUUAUAUAUCUUAUAUCUUAUAAUUAUUAUUAAUCAUAUACAAUAUUAAUAAUAAUACUCCCCAGGCUGUGCUCACCCUUUACAUCCCUGGCCAGCGCGUUUCAGGGUGCCUUGAUAUAUAAUGUUAAUAAGAAGAUAUAUAUUGGAGUAAUGAUAAGAUAUAAUUCGUUCACCCUGUACAUCCCUGGCCAGUGCGCUUCAGGUCUCCUUGAUCUAUAAUGUAUAUUAUUAUAUAUAUAUAUUAGCUGUUAAGUGCAUGUUUGGCUGUUUGUGAGUUGCUGUGAGUGACGUCUGGGUAGCUGAUGUGUUGUUCCCAUCACCCCAUCAAUUUAUUAUGAUUGUAAUAAGAUUCAUGUUUCCCCCUCUUCCUUUCUUACCUUGGGCAGAGAAGAAAUGUACCAUUUCCUGGAGGUCACAUGGGACUGGUGGGAGGAGCUCGUGGUCUGCACCUCUGGCUGGUGCAGAUCACUGUAAAUGCUCCUUCCAGUCCGAUACCGGGAAGGGCCAUUUAAAGUAAACUGCAGGUUCUUUGUAGGAGUGAGGGAGCGCUGGGCCAGUCAGCGAGAUCUUUUGAUCUCCCUGUCGGCUUGUGCAGCAGCUGGGCUACAGUGUAAGAGCAAGCCCUCCAGCUCUGUUAAUGUGAGCCUGGGCACAGCCCAUGUGCACUGCUAUGGCUGUGUAAUCGCAUAGUGACAGUCAGCCACGGGUAGAAAAACUGCUGCACAACUAUAUAGACUGUUCCUCCUAUAAAAUAUUUUAAAAAACCACAACGUACUGCAUUCAUAUAGACACCGUAUAACCAAAUUGUGGAUUUAUUUAAUUUGUGUAAUUUCUUAGUGUGAAUUCUUCCUCUUGUGUUUCUUUAUCCCUUACUCCUAAAUUGUAAGAUCAUCUAAGCAAGGCCUUCUUACUCUGUAAAUAUUAUUUUCAAUGUUAAUUACUUGUCAUAUAUAAAAAGAAGAAACAGAAGGAAUGAGGUGUUGGAAGACAACCAACACCUCAAGCUCUGCAAAGAGGUUACUAGGCGAAUAGGGGGCUUAACCCCAAGGAAGGAAGUAGACAAAAAAAGAAAGAAAUAAGCUAGAAAUUCACCAUACAUACGAAUAUGAAGGUAGAAACCUGCUCAUUCGAUGGUCUAUACCCCUAAAGUAAGUGUACUUGUCAUAAGGAGGGGAAAGAUCAAACACAGAAAAGGAAGGGGGAAGAAAGGGAGGGAAAACGUGGAUAUUAUACCUUUAAUAGAACAAGGGAUACACACAAAAUAUAAUAAUGAUAAAAAAUCAAACUGGCUCUAUGUAUGGCAAGAAGGGAAAUAUCCUUUGUAAAAAUUCAUAUAGGGAAGUGAGGUAUAACCUCACAGAUAUUGGAUCUAAGCCAACACAAUUGCGAAGUACUGGGGACCAAAAGACAGGCCACUAAAGAGGUAUAGACUAAUUGCAAGUAUAGUGUUAGACUUAGAAAAUGAAACUGCCAGAAAUCUGGUCUUAGCCAAUAAAUCCUGCCAGAAAUCUGGUAAAUAGGCAGGGGGGUAUUACAGAUAGAAAUAUAAAUAUAAAGUAAGCCUUGGUAGUAAAGGUACCCCUAAAGGGAGCACAGUAGUUGCUAGUGCAGGUUAGUAGGUAAAGCUAUGCAGAGGGUUAAUAUAGGAGAAGUGCCCACCUGAGCAUAGAGAAGCAUACAGAUACAUGUAGCUUAUUACCAAAAACAAGAAAGGCCUCCAAACAAUGCCCUGUCCGUAACCUGAAUAACCCUGCACAAACUAACUGACUCCCCUGAAAACAGGGUAACUAGGUACAAUGCCUGCUGCUUCAACGGCAGCCUAAAGGCUAUCCCUAUCACUUAACCCCCUCACUGCCCAAAUAAAUAAAUAAAUAAAUAAAAAGAAAAACAAAAAAAUUAAAUAAAGUAAAAUGAAUGCAUCGGCAUUCUGAAAUGCUCGACGCGCGUUUCGGUGUGUAAGAACGCCUUUGUCAAGAGCUACAGAGUGUCUGCCUACCUGGCCGCGUUAAUCGACCCGCCUCUAAAGUCCCAUCAGCCAAUCACUGUCCUUCGGGCCAACCUCCCUGAACGUAUUACUCCGAUAUCCAAUCAAACUAGAGAAGGAGGGGGGGGAGAGGGGAGGGAGCACAGGAGGACGUCGGCCCACGUGGGUGGCGGGCGUGUCAUUCGCUUAGCCACAUCAGUGAGCCAACCUCCAGGAUAACGUCAUGCCUACUGCUACCAAUACUCGAUUGGAAGGCGCAGAGAGGGCGUGGUGGGAGUCCGUGGGUGAUAGACACAUAGACUCUAUCGAAACCGCACUAGGAAUUGAAGUAGUAAUAAAUGGAAUGCAAAUAAAGGUAUGUACAGUGUGUUCCCAUGGACUCCCCACAGUUCAAAUCAAAUCUAGAAUGGACAUCUCAGUAAUCAAUAGGAAAGAUGGGCAUUGUAAACUGGUAUUGGAUGUGGCUAUAAUAGCCUUAAAAUGUAACACUUAUACAAUGUGAUCAGAUUCAUCAAAUUACUUGUCAUAUAUCCCGAUAAUUAUAAAGUGCUGCUGAUAAUGUUGGUGCUAUAUAACUAGUGGUGGUGAUAAUGAUAACCGUAGUGAUCAUAGUUUUACUAAACUAGCAUUGUGAACAGUAUACGAGGAAAUAACAAAUUAUAGACCUAGUUGGUGGAUACCCUGCAAUUUUCUAAGUGCGUGUUCUAUUCUAGUUUGUAGGAAAGGUGUAUACCCAAACAUUGUGCUAAUUAAUUUCCUGUGUUUCUAGCCACACACUGCCAGAUUAUCCCAUGUGUCUUCCAGUGUUUUUCUAACGUAGUAAUGCCUUGCUUGCAUUGUUUUUAGUUAAUUAAUUAAGGGAAGUGUUGGAUGGGUUUUUAACCCUUUCAACACAUGGGGGUUAUUGGGAGAGGGACACUAUGUGAUGUGUUAGGAAUACAGUUUUGCAUUCCCAACGAUAUAGUGUUACAUUAAUCAGGCUUCUCCAGAUUGAGCAAGUGCUAAAGAUCAAAAUGGAGUAUGACGAUCAAUUGAUAGGCCUAUAGAGCAACUACAUCUCUCAGGUGAACAAUUGUGCUUUUGUGGUUUUGGCACCAGGAGUGCUCUGGUUUACGGAUGGUUUGACUUUUUACCUAGGGUCUGCUAGGCAGAGAAAGGUUAAGACCCAUGGGGUGCUAGCAAGUUACCAGUUUGCGCCCCCCAUGAUUGUUCCAUGAUUAGCAACCAUUGGUUUCUGUAGGUCAUAACAAACGUGGCAUCAUGCAGGGCUGAGGUGCAAAAGGGAUAAUUUUCGCUUGGAUUCCAAAAUUUUUUUAUUUUUGUGCUUCACCCCUGUUACCAGAAGAGGACACAUCAAUCUGAUUUUGAUAUCGUUUCUGUGCUUCCAUAACAAAACAAGACUAUAAUAAUUUAUUAUUAUUAAUAGUAAUGAUAAUGAAACAGCAAAAUAUCACUCUAUAUCCUUCCUAUAGGCAUUUGGAUAUAUUGAAAGGGUUUUGUGCAUUUGAGAACUGGCUUGUGAAAUUUUUAUUUAAAUCAGCAAAGUUGUUAAUGUGUUUCCCAAAAUCUGUUAUUUUGGUGUAACAAAAUAAUACAAAAUACAAAACAAUCUAUUGUUAAUUUUAAAAACUCCUAGAUUGUUUCAAGACAUCUUCCCUAGGAGAGAGAAAGUCAGAAUCAUUCUGGAAGUGACCGUCUGCUUUAAAUAGAAAUCAAAGGUAAAAUAUAUAAUUGAGGGGGUUGAAGUGAACGAGCAAUUUGCUGUCUGAAGCAAAUAAUAUGAUAGACCCUGCUUGGCAGACAUGAGAGAGACUGGAACCAAUUAUGGUGCAAAAAGCCACAUUUAAAAUUCUGAUGUUCUCGGCUGUCCCUGUUUAGCUCUCUGCCUUAAAGGAAUACUACAGUGCCAGGAAUACAAAACGUUUUAAAUGGCACAAGUUACUUCAUCUGGCAUUCAUUGGGUUAAACCUUUGCAAAUCUGUGCAUCAGUGUUUACCUUUUGAAUGUGUGAAGUGAUUGGUAGAAAGGUAUUCCUACCUUGUUUAGCUGCACACGUGGAACGAGCAGUCUGAGCUCACGUUGUGCACCUGACACUGUUUUGCAGACGAAGGGUGUAUUUAUGCACAUACAUAACGUCUAGAAACCAGUAUUGUUACGGUGUGAAAUAAUGUAGACCAGCAUACAUUUGCCCUGUAAAAUGUUUUUAUUGGCUGCAUUUAAUGUUCCCUUCUUAGUAUUACUUUAAAUACUUAUUUAUAUAGGUGUGAUUGAUCGACCCAUCAGCAUGUGCGUACGUGUGGUGUGUGUGUGCUUAUGUGUAAAAUGGGUGGCUUGCAAUAAAGAUGAAUAAACAGGGUGGUUUCCUUUACCAUUCUUCUAAAAAUAAACAUCUGUCAUUUUUCUCUCUGAGCUGCGGAGUAAAUGUAUGUGUUAGGAAACACCUUUUUUUGUUUUUGUGUACUUAAUGGAUCUUUGUUAGUUAAGUGUUUAUUCAACUGUCAAUAAAACAAUCAUAGGUUGGUUAAUGCAAGGCAAUACCUUUUAGAAAAUUGACACUUGUUGCCAAGGUAUUAAAGUAACUAUAACGCCAUUGUGUAUCUGGGUAAAAAUUGAUUCAACAGCUGCAUAGUUCUCUGUACAUUCUACCAACAUUACUCUCUCUGCUAUGAAAUUCAUGUGUUUCUGUAGUGAUGGCACACUCCAAGCACCAUAAACACUGCAGACCCUUUUGGUGCCAGUUGUCCCCUGGAUGAGAUGUAAAGCCAGUUUAGUAUCAUUUGACACCUUUCCUGGGUUCUGCUGUCACUGUCUGUAGCGUCUGCUGGGCUCUGACAGAUCCUGCAUCGACUCACUUUACUCGAUAGAGAAAUCUGCUCAAAUGAGCUUACAGGCUACAGGAGGUGGGGUAUAAAACACAUUAGGACAGGAAAUAGCCAUCAAGGUGGGAGUGAAGCUGAGCUGGAGGAGAGAGUAGAGUGCUACCCUUUAGGAGAGAGCAAGAGACAGGUAUGUGAGGUAGAGGUUUCUCUGGGAGGCCAUAAGCUUUCCUAAGAUAAUAGCACUGUGUAAAUAAGCUAGAAAUUGGUGGUAAUGCUUCAAAAGCUUGUCUUUCACUUAAAGACAACAGCAUUUUCUUUUUCAUUUUUUGCUGUUUGCAUUCAACUGCGAUUUGUAUUUUAAUAAUUUAUUGCACCGACACAUAUUAUAUACCGUUUUUUAAAGGACAGAAAGGGCUUUAAUUUGAUGUAAUAUAUAUAUAUAUAUAUAUAUGUUACAUCAAAUUAAAGCCCUUUCUGUCCUUUAAAAAACGGUAUAUGGGGGCGGGGCCUAACCGCAGAGCUGUGAAGACGCUUAUCUCAGCAGCUCCUGCUAAACUUAGCAACCUAAAGCCGAAUUUCACUGCCACACCGGCACACAAUCAUGAUUAUAAGGCCAGCACUCAAGAGUGGGCAUCGGAGUGAGGAGAACGAUACCUCUCAAGCGAAGAACCGAGCUAAACUCACUGUGAGGCCUACAAGCAUGGCAGGCGCAGGGGAGACGGCCGCUCCCCAGCUGCAACACCAUGCCGGAUAUCUGGCGGCGGGCUCUCGCUUCCCCCCCUCUGGACCGGCGGGGGUCAUCCCGGUCCACCAGCUUACGGUGAGCACUCACCUCUGGGACACUUAUAAGAGCAAUUCCGACCAAUCGACCCCACGAGGCCAAGCCAAGAUGGCUGCCGGCAGUGCCGCGAAUCCACCGCCUCAGACAGCCGAUGAAUGGACAGCGGCCUUUCAGUCUAAAUUUGAGGAGGUAUGCCGAAAAUUUUGGGAGAGAUUGGGAAAGAGGAACCCACCACCCGCUCUGAAACCAGCUACACUGGUAAAGCGACAACACACACUCUCUCACACGCGGCCGAGGCACCUGAUUUUGGCAACGACACCACGAGAGCGAUUAACCAGCAACACGACAAAGCGGAGGGAGAGACAGAGGGGCAUUAACCGCCCAAAGCAGAAAAACAUAGCCAAAGCAAUGGCCAUAACGCCACCUAAGAGGACAGCACCCCGAGGCACUGCCUCCCUGCACAUGCCGCGCAAACGGAGGAUCAUCUGCCGUAAACGGAUACUUCCACUUUCCUCUAAAUACCCAAGGCGAGGGAAGGACCGAAUGACACAGCAUAGCGAUACUACAGCUGAGCCAUUGAAAAAGGGGAACAGCUACCAAGCCAGGGUGCACAGAUCAGCCACGACCCUCUGCCUAUCUAUUCCAUGCGCCGAACAAAUGCAACAGCCCAAAGGAUUUCUCGGUGAGAUGCCGACACUUACCUCUCAGGACACUGCCCCAGCCCCUGCCUCGAUGGAAUAUGGCACACAGCACCAACGGAUUGCCAUUGCAGGCAUUGGAUGACCCCAGACAGCAAAGCAGACUUCCCCACACUGUAAUACUACAGUAUCUGGGUCGGCUCCUGUAUCACUACUCGUUCACAACAUGCAUACUCAAAUAUGUGUUCCAGACAGUUAAACAACCACUCUGAGCAAGUACUGAAUUGAUCCUUCCUGUUAUUAUACCUUUACACUCUCACCAGUUAUGCUUUCCUUAAUAUAAUCUGAUAGCACACAGUGCUCAUGUUCAAUCUAUGUUCUUUUCUCACAAAGAAUGUGUUCCUAUAAUCACUUGUUUUUAUAUACUGGAUGUCUUAUGACAACAGCAUGUCUACAUCUAUAGCACUGUAAACCAGCAUUAUCUGUAAUGACCAUAGAACGGGCAGACUGUAUAACUGAAUACAAGAACUAACAUGUCUUCAGCAUGAAGGCUAAGCUAGCGUAUAGCACUACACAUUUCAAUCCUACAACACUCAGUUUACAUGCCUGUAUCUGUUAACGUAGCAAGAUCAUCCAACAAACUUAGCCACUAAUUACCAACAAAAAUACGCUAAUGUCAACGCUAUUGUUUAGCCUGUUUAAUAUGCACGUGUACGCCGAGGUGGAGAUCCUGACACCAUAACACUGAAUGACCAUAACUUAGAGCGCAGACCAAAUGUUGCUUUAUGGCACUUUGUUCUAUAGAAGCGUGUACCUCACCUGUCCUGAUAUACAAAACAGGUGAAAGCGCCUGAAAAGCGAUAUCAACGCAGAUACAUUAGUUAAUGCCAACUUAAUGUGACACCAAGCCAGGAUAACUGCUCACCUAAGCAAUGUUAGCACUGUAAGCCUGAAUAGCAAUGCUUUCAUCUUUAGACUUAAUCUUAUGUUAUCUCAUUUUAUGUUGCUCUCAUUAUUAUUGAUGCCUUCUCAGUUUAACACCUGUUUAUUAAUAAUAUAAAACUGUGCAGACUAUCUAUUUGCCAUGUUUGACAAUGUAAGAUUCUAUUAAGCUUGUGACUGCUGAUGUGGCAACACGGGCUCGUUUGAUAUCACUUGCACAAUAAAAAUAAAGAAUUAUAAAAAACGGUAUAUAAUAUGUGUCAAUAUGUGUACAAUUUGUUUAAUUUUUGGGGGAUUUUUCUGUAUUUUUUAAGAAUAUAUAUAUUUAUUUAAAAAAAAUACAGAAAAAUCCCAAUUUUUUUUUUACAAAUUGUGUUUUGUUUUUUUUAUACAGUUUUUGCAAUAAUAAUGUGUGCACAGUUAGUGCAGGUUAAGGAAAGUAAUUAAAAAUUCAUUUAGUUUAGAUUUACAGAAUAUAUAAUGUGUCUGGGAUUUUAAGGUUUUUUUUUUUUUUGGUAGUUACAGGUCACAAAGCACAAGGAGUAAAAUAAACUGUUAAUGUGGAGCGAUUUUAGAAUUUGGUAUGUUUGUCUUGUAAGCUUAAUAGCCAUAAAAGAAAACAAAAUUGCCACACAAAAGUAUAUAUUUAUAUAAAGUAGACAUCACGGGCUAUUUACCUAAGGUUGUUUUGACACUUUCUACGUAGCCAUUUCACCGCCAACCUCUGCUAAAUAUUGGAGUAAAAUUUUGUUUUUUUUGGUUUUUGGCACACAAACUUAUAACAAAGAAAUUCUCAUGUGUAUUUUGUAAGGUUGGUGUGUGCUAUUCCUGUACAAAGUUUUAUUUUGUGUUCAGUUACAUCUGCUGAGUAAAAUGACACCCCCAUUGGAUGUCUUUGGCACUAUUUCGUGAAGUUACAGUGCCAUAUAGGAGACCUGUCCUUUUCAGUAUUCACAGUAGAAUUUUGAGAGACGGAUUUAAUGAGCCUUUGCUUCCAUUUGGGGUAUUAUAGUAGUUUGACUGUUCACAAAAACCCACAAAGGCCUACCAUUUGUAAAAGUAGACACUCCAGGGUAUCUCAUAAGGUGCAUAUUGUGCCUUAACAUGCCCCCAUUUUUUCACCAAUAUAUGCCAAAGUAUGUGGUAAAAAAUUUGUGCAUUUUUUUACAUACGGAUUGCAUUUUUGCUGGGCAUUUUGUAUAUUUCAUAUGUGCCACUAAGUUCAAACCCCCCAAAUUAUGCUCAGCUAAGUCUUUUGAGUAAAAAGACACCCCCAAUGAAUGUCUUUGGCACUAUUUCGUGAAGCUACAGUGCCAUAUAGGAGACCAAGCCAUCUCCGUUUUUACCGAACUUUGAAUUUUGACGCUGGGCCUAUGUGCAACUUCCAAGCAUCUUCGCAGGUUUUAAAUUCUAACUACCCCACAAAGGCCUACCAUUUCUUAAAGUCACCCCAGAGUAUUUCAAAAGGUAUAUUUUGAACCAGGUAUAUGUGGAUGUUGAAGGGGCACAUUUGAGACGCAGCCAUUCAGUUUUUUUUCUAACUUUGAAGUUUUACGCAGUGUCCAUGUUCCAAUUUGGAGUAGUUUAGAUGGUUGGUUAUUGAAACUUCCCCUCAAACACAUACUAUUUAUUAAAUAAUACACCGUGGGGUCAAUCAAAAGGCAUAUUUUGAACCUUGGCGUGGGAUAAUUUUUUCUCUUGUUUGUUCCAGGUGUAGUGGUAAUGAGCGUUUUUAAAUAUAUUUUUUUUACUUUUUAAAACUUGUUUUACUUUUUGAAACUAGUUUUUAAACUUUUGUUUUGCUUAUUAAUUUUUUUUAAACUUUUUUUUUUACAGAUGUAACAUUUUUCUAAGCUUUUUUUUAAAAAAAAUUUUUUUUUUACCGUUAACCCCUAACUAGCAGUAAGCAGCACUAACAGUAAAUUCCCCAUUUUCCCAUAACUCCCAUCCACCCCGGCUAGCAAAAUAUAUAAUUAUAAAAUAUUUAAAUUAGUUAAUUAAAUAAAUUGAACCCCUCUGGGUUAAAAAAUAAAUAAAAGUUGAUCGUUAGGGGUUAAAAAAAAUUAGAUCACAGUAUAAUACUAUGAUCUGUAUUUUGAUCACUGUAGUCAGUGAUCGGCUGGCAGGGAAGGGGUUAAAAAAAAUUUGGACUGGCUAAAGGGGGGUGUUUUUUUUAUUUUUUACUUAAACGUUAUUAAAACUUUUUUAACUUAAUUUUGAACUUUUUAAAGCUUAUUUUAAAACUUUUUUUUUUUAAAACGUUAACCCCUAGUUAGCCUAACACCAAAUUCCCCAAUUCCCCACUAACUUCCACCCACCUCAGCUAGCUAAUUUUAUAAUUUUAAAAUACUUUAACCCCUGAGGGUUAAAAAAAAUAAAAAUUAACCCUCAGUGGUUAAAAAAAAAAAAAUCAGAUCAUAGUAAAAUCCCUGCCAAUUGAUCACUGUAGGGGGGGUGGGAUUUUAAAUUAACUUUAUUUUAUUUUUUCUAACAGGAACAAGAUCAGUGAUUAUCAGUCUCCCUGCACUUCACACAGAACCAGGAAGUGCAGGGAGGCGGAAGGUGAGUAUAUGGAGCACAUGUGCUCGCUCUGACAGCCUGUCAGAGCGAGCACAUGUGCUGGGGCAGCCUGAUCGGGUGCUCCCGGUCUGCCUCUAAUACAGAAGCAGACCGGAGCACCAUUAACCCCACGAUCACGGCGAUCUGGGGUUAUUUUUACCGCGUGACGGACAAGGUCCGUCACUCAUCGUUAAGGGUUUCUCCUGAGUGACGGUCCUCGUCCGUCACUCGUCAUUAAGGGGUUAAGGACCGAACUGUUUUGGCCAUGUUGUACGGUAAGGACCAGAGCUGUUUUAACACUUUUGUGGUGUUUGUGUUUAGCUGUAAUUUUCUGAUCUCUCUCAUUUAUGGUUCCCAUACAAAUUAUAUGUUGUUUUUUUCAGGACAAGAAGGGCUUUCUUUACAUACCCUUAUUUGUAUCAUGUCGUCAUACAAUUUACUUUAAAAAAAAAUAAUAAAAUAUGGUGAAACAUGUUUUUUUACUUUUACUUGAAAAAUCUUUUACUUAUCUUCAAAAGCUAAUGAAAAAACUGCUUAAUAGAUUCAAAAUGUUGUCCUGAGUUUGAAAACACCCAGUGUUUACAUGUUUUGUUUUUUUUUGCAAGUUCUAGGGCUAUAAGUACAAGUAGAAGUUAGUUUUUUGGGGGGGUUUUUCGGAUGACAGUUGCAGGGGAGGCAGCAGGGUAAGUUGUAUGAGUACAUUUUCUGAAUUGAUUUAAAAACGAUCAGACGGUAUAGGCAAUUUUUAAAGUACUAUAAAUGAGGCACAGACAAUGCAAGGCAUUUAUUUAUGUUUGUUAUUCUCGUGGUUUCUGCCAAUAGCUCUGUAGUUUCUAUGAAGUUACUGACAGCCAUCCACAUGUCUGUAUAAAGAGGAUAUCAUUUUCAGACUUGGAGAGGAACCCAACUAGGAAAUGCAUUCACGAUACGUGUGCAUUGUUUAGUUUCACUUCAAUCGAUUCCCAUUAUCAGAUUAAUAAUAUGCCUACGUUAUAAGCCCCUUUCAUUGAUCCUCAGAAAUUAAAGUGGCUGUCACUUUUUUUUCUUAUUAAGCAGUACUGGCAUGUCCAAUCCCCCCCUGUGGGCAGCCCUGAUUUUGUCUUGUACAUAAGGAAAAGUAGGGCAUAGUUUUUUAUUUCAUAAUAGCUGCAGGUUGACAAAAGGUGGAGCUUUUUUAUUUAAGCUCCAUGUCCUUGGUCCACUUUCGUCAUUGUCCUCACUUGCCUCCUUCCAGCGUUGCGUCCCCUCUGGCAGAGGCGGGGAUUUCUGGUGGCUGCCAUUUUGGAAGUGCAUAGUUGAUGACACCGUGAAUGAAAACCCAGCUGGACCAGCAUAACCAUUAGCAGGAAAUUAGUACCAGUCCCGGGGCCACUAAAGUUAAUAUGUAAUAAAUAAAAAUAAAUAUCAUGGGGCAGCUCUAACCACAUUAUUCCUUGUUUUAAGUUAUUUAGAAAAGGAAAGAAGCUCAAGGAAAAAAGGAAUUACGCCUCCCUUCAGGGAAUUAUGCUAUUUUUGUUCGUAGGGAAUGGGGUGGUUUACUUCUGGCAGAAAACAAUUUAAGACCACGUUAAGUUAAGCCAUUUUAUUUUUCAUGGAAAAUUCCCAGGGUGCACAAUGGGUCUUUUGAGCUUUACCUGAGUGGCGUGCAGUUUUGUAGUGUUUUGUUUUGCGUUAUUAUGUGUUACGGCAGACAUUCUUUCUUGAUAUUUCGUAAUCACUGGCUCCCUGUCAGGAAACUGACAGGGAUCCAAUACGCAGAGUGCGCACAGAAGGAGGUACGUAUACCGGACCUUAGAAUGGCCGGACUAACGUAAGGACAAAGCAAGAAUAGUCAAAAGGUAAGCCGAGGUCAAGGGAGCCGGAGGACAGGUAAGCGAGAUACAAGCCGAGUCAAAGGAGAGGAGAGGACAACAGGACAAAAGACAAGCAAGGGUCAAAACCGGAAACACAAGAUAAAGAACGCGCUGAGUGACUAGCAAGCUAGAACCACGACAGGGCAAUGAGCAGUAGUAAAGGUUUCCUUUAAAUACCCUGUUACCUAAAUAGAGACCACGCCCCCAAAAGGUCCGGAAUAGCGGUUCCCGGCACUUUAUGCAAAUGCCGACGUCAUGACGUCGACGCUAGCCGUCGCGUCAUAAAAGGGGGAGGAGCUAGCGCGGCCGGCGCGAAAACGGCCGAAAUGCUAGGGGAAGGGAGCCCCUAAGCAGAGAGGAUGUCCUCCCUGGAUACAUCACCAACAGGUACCCUGACAGUACCCCCCCUUCUAGAAACGCCCACCGGGCGGAUGGGACCUGGCUUAGAAGGAAAACGAACGUGGAAGGCCCGUAGAAGACGAGGAGCAUGCACGUCUAUACCAGGAACCCAAGACCUCUCUUCUGGACCAUAACCUUUCCAGUCUAUGAGGUAUUGCAGCUUCCCCCUAGAAAUACGAGAAUCAAGGAUGGACUUGAUGAUAUAUUCCUCCUGACCAUCCACACGGACCGAGGAUGGAGGAGCAGAGCGGGAGGAAAAUCUGUUACAAACAAGAGGUUUCAAUAACGACACAUGAAAAGAGUUAGGGAUGCGUAGAGUAGGAGGUAGAUCCAGCAAAUAAGAAACCGGGUUGAUCCUCCUCAGUACCCUGUAAGGACCAAUGUAACGAGGAGCAAACUUCAAGGAAGGAACUUUCAGGCGAAUGUGUCUGGUACACAACCAGACCCUAUCCCCCGGAGAAAAAAUAGGAGCAGGACGUCUACGCCUAUCAGCAUGUGACUUAAACACCGCGGAACUACGUUCAAGAAUUUGUCGAGUCUGAUCCCACAACUUUCUCAGGUUGGCUAUAUGAAUAUCAACCGACGGUAUACCCUGGGAAGGAGACACCGACGGAAGAACAGUAGGGUUAAAGCCAUAGUUCAAGAAAAAGGGGCUAUUACGAGUGGAACCACAAACAAGGUUGUUGUGAGCAAACUCCGCCCAAGGAAUCAGACCGACCCAGUCAUCCUGGUGUUCAGAAACAAAACAACGUAGAUAUUGCUCAAUUUUUUGGUUAGUGCGUUCGGCUGCUCCGUUAGAUUGAGGAUGAUAGGCCGAAGAAAAAUUCAGUUUGAUGCCCAACUGUGAACAGAAGGAUCUCCAAAAACGGGAAAUAAAUUGGGAACCCCUGUCUGACACAAUCUCAUUGGGAAUACCAUGUAAACGGAAAAUUUCUCUAGCAAAUAUCACGGCCAGUUCGGGGGAGGACGGAAGUUUAGGCAAGGGAACGAAAUGAGCCAUUUUAGUAAACCUGUCAAGGACCGUGAGGAUAACUGUAUGCCUAUUGGAAGCUGGUAGAUCAACAAUAAAAUCCAUAGCCAAACAAGCCCAAGGUUUGUUGGGAACGACUAAGGGCUGCAAUAAACCACAAGGGAGAUCCCGCGGAAGUUUAUUCCUGACACAAACAUUGCAAGCCUUGACAAAGUCUUCCACAUCCCUACGUAAACCGGGCCACCAGAAGUCUUUGGAGAUCAGGCAGUAAGUUUUGUGGAUGCCGGGGUGACCAGCGAUCUUGCUAUCGUGGAAACAGCGAAUAAUGUCCACUUGGAAUUUGGGAGACACGAACAAGCGGCCCACAGGAGUACGUUCGGGAGCAAGAGAUUGUUCGUUCUGAAUAUCAGCGAGCAAUGGAGAGUGUAUUUUGACAUUGGUGUUGGCGAUAAUAUUGACUUCAGGAAUAAUAGGGAACAAAGUAUCCUCUGUAGAGGUGGUAGGUUCGUGCUGACGUGACAAAGCGUCUGCCUUAGUGUUCUUAGAACCAGGCCUGUAAGUAAGCACAUAAUUAAAGUGUGUAAGGAACAUAGACCAACGUGCCUGCCUGGCAGAUAAUCUUUUGGCCUCCCCCAUAUACGAUAAAUUUUUGUGGUCAGUCAAGAUAGUAACUGGGAGGACGGUGCCCUCUAACAAAUGUCUCCAUUCCUUUAAUGCCAUAAUGAUAGCUAAAAGUUCUCUAUCACCAAUGUCAUAUCUCCUUUCAGUGUGUGAUAGUUUCUUGGAAAAAAAACCGCAAGGGUGCAGCGGCUUAUCUAAACUUUGUCUUUGGGAUAACACUGCGCCUAUCCCUGUUUCAGACGCAUCAACUUCAAGUAAAAAGGGUAGAGAGGUAUCAGGAUGAACUAAUACAGGUGCUGAGGCAAAAGACUGUUUGAGCGUUUCGAAAGCAGAUAAAGCCUCAGUAGACCAGGUUUUGGUAUCGGCUCCUUGUUUGGUCAUAUUAGUGAUAGGAGCGAUAACAGAGGAGUACCCUUUAAUAAAACGUCUGUAAUAAUUAGAAAAUCCAAGAAAUCUUUGUAUGGCUUUGAGUCCCUUAGGUAAAGGCCAAUCUAAAAUCGAUUUUAGUUUGGUCGGGUCCAUCAUAAACCCGUCUUUGGAAAUUACGUAACCUAAGAAAGUUACCUGAGACUGGUCAAAGCUACAUUUUUCCAAUUUACAAUACAAUCCAUGUUGUAAAAGUUUCUGUAAUACCUUUCUGACUUGUCUAUGAUGUGAAUUAAUGUCUCUAGAAUGGAUUAGUAUAUCAUCCAAAUAUACAAUUACACAUUCAUGUUGGAAUUCUCUAAGAACUUCAUUGAUCAAGUCUUGGAAGACGGCCGGGGCGUUACAAAGCCCAAACGGCAUUACGGUAUACUCAUAAUGCCCGUAACGGGUAUUAAAUGCUGUCAUCCAUUCAUCUCCUUGUUUAAUUCGCACUAAGUUAUAUGCUCCUCUUAAGUCAAGUUUAGUAAAAAUACUCGAGCCCUUUAGUCUGUCAAAGAGUUCAGUAAUCAAAGGAAUAGGGUAAGCAUUUCUGAUAGUAAUUUUGUUCAAUCCCCGAUAGUCUAUACAAGGACGUAAGGUACCGUCUUUCUUUUCUACAAAAAAGAAACCCGCCCCCGCCGGAGAAGAAGACUUUCUAAUAAAUCCCUUGUCUAAAUUCUCCUUGAUAUAUUCCUCUAAAACUAAGUUUUCCUUGGUGGAUAGAGGGUAUACCGUACCCCUGGGAGGCAUAGUACCAGGGAAAAGUUUAAUAGAACAGUCAUAAGACCGGUGGGGAGGUAAAGUAUCCGCCUUACCCUUGUCAAAUACAGAUUUGAGGUCUAGAUAUUGUAAUGGUAUCUGAACGUCUGUGGAUUGAGAAGUGUUAGCAUAAGAGUUUACGGGGCAAACAGAAGUAACUCUCUGCAGACAUUCUUUCCUACAACCCAUACCCCAAGAAACGAUUUCUCCACCCUCCCAGUCAAUCUGAGGGUUGUGUCUCUUGAGCCAAGAAUAUCCUAGAACCACUGGGACUGCCGGGGAGGAAAUUAACAGAAGGGAAAUCAACUCUUCGUGGAAAAUACCAACAGUAAGCUUAACGGGUUCGGUCUCAUGGAAUAUUACUGGUUCAGAUAAAGGUCUACCAUCUAUGGCCUCAACGGCCAAGGGUGUAUCUCUCAAUUGGAAUGGGAUACAAUGCUUAUUAGCGAAAGUUUGGUCUAUAAAGCUUUCUGCUGCUCCAGAAUCUAAUAAUGCCAUCGUAGUAAUAAACCCCUUUUCCCAAGCUAGAGAGACAGGAAUCAGAAGCCUAUGGUCUUUUUUAUUAUGCAUAGAGGACAGUAAUGAAACACCCAAGGCCCGUCCUCUAAGGGAACUUAGGUGCGAGCGUUUCCCGGACGAUUAGGGCAACUAAGACGUAGGUGACCUCUCAGCCCGCAGUAUAAACAGAGACCCUCCCUUCUUCUGUACUGUCUCUCAGCCUCAGAUAAGCGAGUAUUACCUAUUUGCAUAGGUUCUGGUGGAGUAGGAUUAUAGGAGUCAGGGUUCUGAAAUGAGGGAGCGAGUCUUACAGGAAGUCUAGUAACUCUUUCCCGAGUGUUCUGCCUCUGUCUCAUGCGUUCAUCUAUUCUGGAAAUGAAGGAUACUAAAUCCUCUAAAUUUUCCGGAAGUUCUCUUGUGGCAAUUUCAUCUAGAAUUUCAUCAGACAACCCAUUCAAGAAAACAUCCAUAAAAGCUUGUUCGUUCCAUUUCACUUCUGCUGCCAAUGAUCUAAACUCUAGAGCAUAUUCUACAAGGGUCCUAUCUUGUUGUUUAAGGCGUAACAGGGAUCUGGCCGCAUUAAUCUUCCUCCCUGGGGGGUCAAAGGUUCUUCUAAAAGCCGUGACAAACGCAGUGUAGUUGUAGACUAAAGGAUUGUCAUUCUCCCAAAGGGGAUUGGCCCAUCUAAGUGCUUUAUCUAUUAGCAGGGUUAUAAUAAAGCCUACCUUAGCCCUGUCAGUGGGGUAAGCCCGGGGUUGUAGUUCGAAAUGUAUACUUAUCUGGUUUAAAAAACCACGACAAGCAUCAGGCGAACCCCCAUAUCGUAAUGGUGACGUGACAUGGGAAGAUGCGCCUACAGUGGCUACUUCCAAACCAGUACUUAGCGAGUGGCUAGCAGUGGAACGUAUUUCUUCAGACUGGGUACUGGAGCGUGUCAACAAAGUUUGUACGCUAAAGCCAUUUGGUCCAUUCUAUGGUCCAUGGCCUCAAAUCUGGGGUCAGGAGGACUAGCACCUGCAGGAUCCAUCUGGCCCUGUCGUAAUGUCAGGAAACUGACAGGGAUCCAAUACGCAGAGUGCGCACAGAAGGAGGUACGUAUACCGGACCUUAGAAUGGCCGGACUAACGUAAGGACAAAGCAAGAAUAGUCAAAAGGUAAGCCGAGGUCAAGGGAGCCGGAGGACAGGUAAGCGAGAUACAAGCCGAGUCAAAGGAGAGGAGAGGACAACAGGACAAAAGACAAGCAAGGGUCAAAACCGGAAACACAAGAUAAAGAACGCGCUGAGUGACUAGCAAGCUAGAACCACGACAGGGCAAUGAGCAGUAGUAAAGGUUUCCUUUAAAUACCCUGUUACCUAAAUAGAGACCACGCCCCCAAAAGGUCCGGAAUAGCGGUUCCCAGCACUUUAUGCAAAUGCCGACGUCAUGACGUCGACGCUAGCCGUCGCGUCAUAAAAGGGGGAGGAGCUAGCGCGGCCGGCGCGAAAACGGCCGGAAUAUGCCGAAAUGCUAGGGGAAGGGAGCCCCUAAGCAGAGAGGAUGUCCUCCCUGGAUACAUCACCAACAGGUACCCUGACACUCCCAGUGUGUGUGUAUUUUUUUAAAUUUUUUAAUUUUUAAGCCUUCAAAAAAGAGAUUAUUCAUAUUUUGCAUAGAAAUGACAGCUGCUGUUCUUGCACAUUCCUUAUUGGAGAUUUUUGCCCCGGAGGGAGGGGGGGCGGCAGAUGAUCUGUGUGUAGUGCUGUUUAUGUUUUGAGGGUGAGUUAGUGAUAUGAUAUAUUGAUGUAUGGCUUUAACUGUUUCACUGCUAGCUUGCGGAAUGCGUUGUAACUAAUUCUGACAUACAUUUAUUAAAAGGACUUUUUACUCUGCCACCUCUCCAGUUUUCUGAUUAUGGAUUGGUUUGAAUUUUUAAGAAUGAUAAUUUGACUGUAACAUGAUCUUCAUAGUUUUCUGGUAUAUUCUCACAUUCCACCAUAUCUAAACGUAUAUCAUAGAACAGUAUGUGCAAAAGGACACGUGGCAUUGUGGUAAAGCCAUUCCUGGUUAUUACCAUAGUAUCAACACUGCAGACUCUCCGGAUAUGGCUCGAAUGCUUUUGUUUGGUAAGUCUGGUCCAACCGUCCCACCCCGCAACAGUAUCAAAACAACACCUUAUUCUAUAUGUUCUCUUGUGGUUCGGCAGCUUUAAGUAAGACUUUGUUCUGAUUGCUAGUUUGCAAGGGUUGAACUGUGCCUUGUGCACCUGCCCUUAAUCUGGAACAGGGGUGUCUAGUAUAUGCACCACUGGAGUUGAGUUAUCUAUGGUUUUCGUUUCACAGUGAUGCCUGCCGGGAUAUUUUCAUCCAGAAAUCAGGUAGAAUAUUGUCAAGCGUAUUAAGCAAGACCAAUCCCGCAGUACACAGUCCUGGUUCUGGAGUAGUGUGUUUUGUGUGUCUGUAAUCAGUCAGCUCUGAGUCAUCUGUUUGUUUCCCAGCGGUAGGUUGCAUCCAGCCCAAGCACAGACUCUAUCUGCUGGGAUAACCCCCACUGGCAAGAGGGGACAGCAAGGAGCAAUGUGCAGGUAGUCCUGGAGUCAUAGGCAAACUUUUCCAGCUGGAUUAGCUAAUUAGGCCACAAAGUUUUCCCUGCCCUGGAUCAGCACGAAAUCAUCCAUUGGAUGAAAUGAAGUCGCAAUAGGAUGUUUUCGUGGGUAUCCUCUAAUAUUAGACAGGGAUUUAGCCCUGGGAUUGCUCCAAGUGAUUAAUGUUGAUGUUCCAUUGCUAACGUCCCCGUCCCCCCAAUCCUCCUUCCAAGGAGUGUCUGUAUACAGUCAAUGUAAUAUGAACAUGUAAGCAAAGGAAAAAGUAAUCUCAGAGUUCUACAGAACCACAUCAGUACAUUUUGCACAUAUGGAUAUGACCGAUUAGAAAUAGUUGAAACCCAUAAGUUGUUAGUAUAGACUAUUUUGGAGAGCAGACUGUGAAUUAUGGUACAAGCCAUCUUUAUUUAUUUUUUCCUGUACGUUUUUCCGCAAAACAACUCCUCACAUUGUAAAUCAUGUUUCAGGGACAGUAAUCCUUUAAUAGACUAUUGUGCCAUUAGCCAUUUGUUUUGAUUCCUACAUGUGAAUGAUGUGUCAAGCAUCCCAUCUGAGAGUGAUUAGUGGAUUUCCUAAUGAAAGGUGGUGGCUCCCUUGUGACCUCAGUAAGAGAGCUCUGUUGGGGAUCCUUUUGCAAACAUUCUAUUAAUUCUUGCAUCCUUGUUGUGUACAUUUUGCCUAAAGUGAUUUUAAGAAAAUCAUACUAUAUUCCUGCCUUAAAGGAAUGCUACAGACCUCAGCUGGGUUACAUAUUUUAGCAGAUUGUAAAGGCUACGGAUCUCUAAGAUAGAUAAUAAACAAGGACCAGGCACCAGUUUCCAUGCACCAAAACAAAUGAAUUUUAAUUGCGAAACUGAAUUUCGGUUCAGUAAAGUGUUUUUUUUAAAAGCAAGCUAAAACUGGUUGUCUGACGCAAUAAAACUGCAUUUGGAUCAGAAUUUUUGUGCCCGCUUCUUCUUGUUUUAUGAUGUUGCAACCGCAUAGCUAUUACAAAGGCCGUACGGAGUUUGAUAGUUGAAGUCCAGUUUUGUGAUUUACUUUUAUUAACAGGCAGAUUUUUUUUUUAAUCUUUCUCUAUGUAAUGAACAUAACAAUAAUAUGUUACUAUUUUAUUAUUUUGACAAAUUCCUACUUUUUGGGGGUUUCUGUACUCUCACAUACCUCCCAAGGGUCCCUAUUUAGGAGGGACAGUCCCUUUUUUUGAACCCAAAUCAAUCUGUCCCUCUUUUCUAUCCUAAUGUCCCUAUUUUGAAUGAACUUUUGUACAAAAAUAUUCUUGCUGUGUCUGAAGAUAUGCCAUAAAUCCACAGCAAUAAUACUCCAGUAAGGUGUUUAGAAAUAACUCUGGGUAAAUAAAAUACGUUGCUCUUGUUCUAAAUUGUUAGUAGUAAAUAAGUUGUGAAAUGACCUAACAUUUCCUAGAACAGUAUACGUGCAAAUAGAAAAAUUGAGAAUACAGCUGCAGAUCUACAACAGAAAAACAUAUAUAGUGUAACACUUCAGAUUUUUUUUUUUUUUGCCUUCUUUUGGAUCAACAGCAAAAACAUAUCUGAGGAAGGCUGAACUUGAUGGAAGCAAGUCUCUUUUCAGCUAUGUAACUAUGUAAAUGCGCUGAAACAGGCAUCACUCACAGGAUAGAAGGAAAAAUAUCGCCCAAGGGCGCCUCCCCCGAUGAAAAUGGGGGCUAAAUCCGCUCCUCUUUCCUCUGGUAUUGAUGAGACUGGACUCCAAAUAGGCGGAUUAAACAAUUCUGCUUUAUUAUUUAAAAAAAAGAUAAAAAGUCUGAGAAGGACUUCCUCAGGGACCUCCUGGUACUCCUAAGCCACCAAAUAAAAUACAGACAGCAAGUAUAAAAAUCUAAUUAUCAAACAAGCAGUAUGUACUGCAUGUUUGAUAUUUUUUUAUUUUUUUUAUACUUGCUGUCUGCCAGCAACUUAUUUUGAUAAAUAUUUAUGUGGUUGCAGCAAUAACAAUAUUAUCAAUAGUGAUAUUAUUUAUUAUUAUUAUGGUUUUCACAAUUACUGGAGAACAGAACGUUUUUUUGUAGUUUAUUUUUUUAGUUGAGCAUUCACUGUCUUCUGAAUCUUAAUAUUUUAGUUAAAGGGCACCAGGUUUAAAUUAAAAGAGCAUUCCAAAUAAAAAUAAAAGUGUGUGUGUGUGUAUGUGUGUGUGUGUGUAUGUGUAUAUAUAUAUAUAUGACUUUUUUUAUUUUUUUUUAUUUAUUUUUUUAGUUAGUGUUCCUUGAAUUGCUCAGAUUGCUUGGCCUCCCCAUUUGUUAAAAACCAGGCAAACUCACGUUUAUUCCAGCACUGGUGGAGUUUUCUGCAACUCCAGUCUGUUUCCUGGGAAGUCAUCAUAGGGCUGUGGAAUGUCUGAAGGAAGUUUAUUCCCUGGUUACUUGCCCAUGAAAAGCUUUGUAAUGUCACAGAGAAACUGUCAAGAUUUAGUUUUUUGGUGUUUUUACAAGGUGCCUCAUUAACCAUUUUUCUCUAUAGUUUUAUAGCAUGGGGUACUUCUAAAAUAAACCUGGCUUUGCAGAUUUAGCUAGAUAAUGGCAGCUGCUCAGUUAUCAAUUCUUUAUAUUUUCCAGCAACACUUUAUGUUCCUGCCAGUUGGUAUUUCUGUAAACAAACAUUGAUUUCAGUGGAGCAAGGCCAAACUGGGACCAAAACACAGCCCCUGGCAUUUAUCCCCUUAAGGACACAUGACGGAAAUAUUCUGUCAUGAUUCCCUUUUAUUCCAGAAGUUGUGUCCUUAAGGGGUUAAAGGUAGUGCAGCCCAAUAGGAAGCAUGAGUGUUACCAGAUAUGGGGUGUGUUAUGUCAUCACUGAUGAUAGCCUUGCUGCCCACCUUCCCCUUCCCCUCAAAUGAGUAUGUUAGUUUGAUUCCCCUCCAGGGUAGCCCUCUGCUGAAGUGCUCUUGGAUGGGGAAAUUACCCUGUUUGGUAUACACAACAUAAGUAAGUUUAAUGACCGACUUGUGCUGGAUGCUAGAGGACAAAUUGAAACAUGGCUGGUAAUGAAUGUUGUGCAUGUGUGGGAUGGUUUCUUGUGGUGUUGUAUGUGUUUUUGAGGCUGCUUGUGGGAUUGCAUGUGUAUAGAUGGGAUGUUUGUGGUGUAGUGUGUGUAAAGGGGUUUGUUUGUGGCAUAGAGUGGGUGAGCAUUUUAUAGGGGUUGCAUUGUGUGUGAGUGUACAUUGUGUAGGGGCUGCAGUUAAAACUAUAAGUUUCUCUCGUAAGCUCUGGCAUUUACAGUCUCACAACGUUUCUGGGGGUUUCUGUGGCAGCACUCUGACAUUAAGGGGCAGAGCUCCUUCUUUGGGCCAGUAGGGGGAAUACGUUUAUCUCCAUUACCAGAAAGACCCAUGGCCAUUGUGACCCACCAGUGCUUUUACCUGAUGACCUGUCUGGGCCUGCAGUGGAGACUCGUUUAGUGAGUUUAUCCAAACGGUAAUGAGACCGGACAUUUCAUGCUAAGGUAGUGAUAUAACCGUCAUGUAAUAUCAAAUAUGAAGACGCUUUUUGUGCUCUUCAAUCAUACAAUCUCUUAAAAACAUGGUGAAAACUUGAAGUUCCUGGUAAACUGAUCACAUCUGUCAUGGUUUCUCACUUGCUUCCGAGCUCCCUGUGACAUACCACUGUUGGUGUCAAGCGUGUUUGUCUUAUUAUAAAUUCCUUUUUAUGAGGUUUUCUGCAGCAACUGUAGUAUUUCCAGGUGGCUAGUAUAAUUGAUCAUUGGCCUGUAAUGGCAAUAUAAUAUGUACUUUAAAAACCCUUAAACUGGAUCUGUUUGUCUCUUUUGUUCCUUCAGAUUGGAGGCCUGCUGUCUACCUGUGUGUUUUAGAUUGUGCAGAAGAAUCAAACUCCGAAACAUGUAGCGAAUUUGGGAUAACCGGAUACCCUUCAAUGAAGGUAAUGUUUUGAAUAUCUAUUGUCUGCUGAGACACUAGGAUAAAACUGCAUUGUUACAUGUAAACCUUGCCACGACAGAACCACAAAUCCAUUCCCACUUGCCUUAUUUAAUCUGCUUUGUUUAUCUUGAUUUUUUUGACUCCUGUUUCAUGUUCCCAAACUGUUUGCUCUUCACUGCAUUCUGUGCAAGCUUUCAAUUGUACUAUUUAUAUUUUCAGUUUUUCAAAGCCUUUGCAGAAAAAACUUCGGAUGGAGUCAGAGUUUCAGGUAGGCUGAGAGAAUUCAGAUUUAUUCUAAUGAAUAUGGAGAAAAUUGUUCUUAUUUUCUAUUGCUUUUGGUUCUUAUUUAAUUCUGGUUCUUCGUCUCUUUGCUAUUUUAUCCCAUAUGUUUGUUUUAUUUCUUUUCUGCUUCCUCUGGUCUUUAAACACUCCAGCAUUGGAUAUAAAUAUAUUUAUUUCUAACACUGGAAUGUUCAGUUGUCUCCCUCCCACCCCCCAACUAUUAUUCGAAAAGAAGCAAUUACUUUCCUCUAGACCAGCAGUUAGAUAGUCCGCUAUGCCCCUAGGAGGUCCUCACUAGUGAGGUUAUCCCAAGCAAAGCCAGUGUUUCUCUUUAAGAAGCAUUGUGUUUCUACAGCACAUGUGUGGCAAUCACCAACACGGCUUCUCACAAUUUUACUUUGAGUGAAUUUACUUUGAGUUACAGCUCACUAAGAAUGUAGCUUCACAAUGGAUGCUGUCCAGGAGGUGGGAGGGUCUGGGAGGGAGGGUUUGCUGCUGAUUGGCUGGAAUGUGUCUGCUGACUGUGAGGUACAGGGUCAACGUUUACUCAAUGAUGAGUCCGCGGUGAACCGUUCGCGAACCGUUCGGCGAACAGUUUGGGACAUCACUAAAUUGCUCAGCAAGAGUGGUCCUAUACUUGUCUCUGUUUGGUUUACUGUUAUUCUUGCAUCAUAUUUCUGCAGGUUACACUGUCGAUUCACUCAGAAAGCAGAUCAUAGAUCGACUUGAGGAGCAAAAAGAAUCUCCACCACCAGCCUGUCCUCCAUUGGAACCAAUCAGGUCAGUAAAUGAUAUAAUACAGCAGCAACGACCGUGUACAACACUGGAUUGUACGUAUUUCAUUUUUCUUUCUAUAACAUACUCCUAGUAUGUACAGGACAUUAACCCCUACUGCAAUUGUAAAAGUAGCUUCAUUACCCAACCUUAAAUUGUAAUCUAUAUUAAAAUAUGCUCUGUGAAGCAUAUUAAUUAAUUCAUUCAUUCAUUAGAUACAUCCAGUACCGACUGCUUACUACUGUAAUUAGGUUUUUGUAAGGAACUGCGUAGCAGAUUUGAUAUGAGUGUGUGUUCCGUGGGUCCAUAUGGAGUGGAACACUAUUAUGAGUCCUGAGAUUGACAGAUGGGAGGAAAGGGUGUUAUUUUACUUUGUGUAACCUUCUGACUGCCCAAUAGUUAAUCCCACAUAUUGCUAGAGUGGAAAUACUAUUCAGAAGAUUUUGAUGUUUAAAUUUCACUUUCAGUACCCCUGAGCUGGACCAGUUCUUUGAGAACAACAGUGAGGAAUACCUAGCUGUAAUCUUUGAAGAAAACAAAAUGUACAUGGGAAGAGAGGUAAGGAAAUCAUGUGACAACCACACAUUCUAUUCCAUCCUUCAGAUUCCUUAAGUUUCAUUUUAUUCACACACUUGUGCACCCUUGUGGAUAACACAAUAAAUAAAAUGCAUAAAUAACUAAAAUGACUCAGUUGAGGGGCCCAGAAAAUGGAGUGCACUCAAGACAUGACUCCUAAAUCUAUCACUAACCUGAAUAAGGCGCAAUUUUCAUAUAGAGGUGGUGUUUUAUGAAAUAACUUUUUUUUUUUUUUUAUAUCUCAUUUAUUAAAGUUAGGGUAACUUAAAAUCCUACAUUUAAUAAUGUUUAACAUGUGAAUGGCAGCUGAUGAGCCAUUAACGACAUGGACCUGAUGAUAACCCCACUGUUCUGAGAAUUUCUGACAACACUUUUACCAUUGUGGAAAAAGGUCCCUACGCCACACGUGAAGCGAUAUAUAAUAUAAUAUAUAAAUAUAUAUAUAUAUAUAUCAGAACCAUUAGUCUGACUAUUGUGGUGGAUUCGUCUGUUUCCUGCAUUUUCGUGUAAAUGGCUGUUUCCUAUAGCCCAGCCAUACGAAUGACUGUUUUCCCGAACCAAACUACCGAACAGAUGGCCACCCAGGAGAGAAGUGUGCUGCUGGUUAACCUAUUGAUCCCAAUUAGAACGUUGUGGUUAACCGCAGACACUUCUCAAUUAAACCGAAUUCAGGGUGGUCGUCGUUCGUAUGUCGACCACGAGGCAGCGGCCAUUUUAAAACACACGAAAGCCCAGCGGUGUUCGGCUCUAUUUUCAUGGAACUAAAAACUGACACUUUUUCUGCCGAACACCGCUGAAACAACGGGACGCCUGGCUGCCUCCACGAAAGCGUAUGAACACCGGCCGUUCGGGAGUUUUGAAACACACGAAAGGACUUAACCCAGAUAGCCUUCCCAUGGAGUCAAUCGCAUACCGAAAGACUUUGACUCCAUGGCGAUUGAACUAUGUGUGUGGGAUCUGAGCGCUAUUCGCCAAUAAUAUGCACUCAGAUCCAGGCUAUCUGGGGAUAUGUGAUGCGAAGGGGAAAUGUUCGGUUAUUUUAAAGUUAUGUAUUUUUGUGUAUUUUCUGGUGUUGUAUUUAAGAUGGUGAUUUGUCUUUGUCCUGGAGAUAAUUGAAUUACUUCUCAAUUAUCUCCAGGGCAGAGGGGAGGAAACCAUAUUGCAUUGAGGGAAAAGCCUGUGAUUGUAUGUCUGAACUGUCCCCAUGUCCAUCUGUAAUUUCAGUCUCCCAUUUGGUCCCCUAGGGGAGUGUCCACCAAGUGGGAGACUUGCAUAAAUAUGGGCAGGUAGCCCACAGUAAAGCCAGAUCCUGUUUGACCCUCAAUGCAGAGCUUCUGUCUCGUUAUUGGGGGGAUUUCUUCUUUGCGCUUAGAGACUGCUGAUUGGAACCGAAAGCCGCUUGGUGGAUAUCGUUGUUCGGCGGCUAGCAACAGUUUGUGGAUUUCCGUUCGGGAGUUUGGAGCCUUUCACGGAUCCCGGUCGGGAGAUUACCGCUUCCCCUGGUUAUGGUUCGUGUAUUACAAUUGAUGCGAAUGGAUUACUGAAAUUGCAAAAGGGGAAGGUGAACUAAACGGCGGUUUCUCUUAAAGACACCAGGGGUGUCUUAACAAUAUAUAUAGCUCGAGAGACUAUGUAUAUUCUUAUUGUUAUACUAUCAUAUGAUGCUAUGGAAAUAUAUUUUAUGGGGGGGUUUAUUUUCUAUUUAGGUGGGUAAUGCUCCGUUAUUGAAUUAUUCAAAUUUUCAUCAGAUCCUUCUGCAAAGGCAUUUUAUGAAAAUGUAAUAAUUCCCAUAAUUCCCCUCUCUGGAGCUGGCACAUUUUGGAAAAUGCCAUCAAGCUUCCUUACUGGUCGCAUCACCUUUUGAAUUAAAUUUGCAGCUUUGCAUGUUUGGGAGCCUAUAGAAGCAAUCACAGGAGCAUGUGAUCCACAAGGUGGAGACUUUCCAGUGUUUGGUCAGUGCCCCUGGGGUUAAUGGCACCCAGCAGCGUAUCUUUAAAUCAUAAAUAAGAUCACUUUUUGACAAUGUGUUACAACUUUGCAUAUGUAAAAGUUAAUAUACGUACCUAAUAAAAAGCAUUAGUUGGGAGGAACUAGUUUUAAAACCGCAAUUUAAAUUAUAAAGUUAUACAGUCAGCAAUUGUUUUGGAAAUAAUUAUUCGCAUAUGAUUGAGGACUAUUGGAAUGUUUGCAGGGAGACUGAUUUAACUGCCUGUUUAUAAGCUGUGACUAAGAAUCAGGUAACAGGCAGCAGGUUCCUGAUCUGCAUACUAGCCAAGUAAGAGUUAUAAAAAAACACAAAUCUCAUCCUGAGCUUCAGCUUUCUCUAACCUAUCUUUGUUAUUUCUUGGUUGUAGUACUUUUUAAUUUUAUUUUUGUAAUGUAAAGUUCUGAGUACUGCGUUUUUAUUUAAUUAUUUUUUUUUCAAUGCAGGUUUCUUAAAAUUUGUGAUGCUGAGCUUGCAAAAUAAAUUAAUCAGUGAGAUAAACUCAGAUGUCAAAAAUGGUUCUCUUAGUGUUUCGAAAACUCGCUUCACGCGUGGCGUAGGGACCUUUUUCCACAAUGGUAAAAGUGUUGUCAGAAAUUAUCAGAACAGUGAGGUUGUCAUCAGGUCCAUGUCGGUAAUGGCUCAUCAACUGCCAUUCACAUGUUAAUCAUUAUUGAAUGUAGGAUUUUUAGUUACCCUAACUUUAAUAAAUGAGAUACGGAUGUUAUCCAGAUUCUGUGGCGGACCGCCUGGCACCCCAACCGUGUGCCUCCACCAAUCGAUGCUUCCUAGUGCUCACUGAGUACUCCAAGCACUCCACCAGACACCAUAACCACCGUAAACCCUGAAGCCAGCGUUACAGCUUGGUUGGCGUCUUGUUGUCCUCCACCCACCCUAGGCCCAUGACCAGGACCCAGCUUUCAGUGGGUAUACCUCUCCCAAUCCAGAGAAUAAAGCAGGAUUGUUCUUACAAGAGCUAGUGAUUAUAAUCCAUGGGAGUAUAAUGAGUAUAACAAUCCCCAGAGUAAAUAUAGCUGUUACCUGCAAACAUGAGACGAGGCUCUAUGUUGAGGGUGAAGAGGAACUGGUUUAAUGGGAGCCACAUGCAACCUUAUAUGCAACUCCCCAUGCAAGGGGUUUCUGGAUACAUAUUCCAGGGGCAAUCCCCUUCUGGACCUGAGAGGGGACUGUGACAAAGUACACACUGUAAUUACAUUGGCUCUCAGGUCCAGGACACUCCCACACAAAACAGGAUAAUCCCUCCCCUUUGCCUGAGAGAUAAUUGAGUCAGGAACUGUACUAAACUAAAUUAUCUCCAGGCACAGAAAACCUAUAUUUAAAGGAACACUAUAGUCACCCAGACCACUUCAGCUCAAUGAAGUAGUCUUGGUGCCAGGUCCCCCAGGUUUUAACCCUUCAGAUGUAAACAUAGCCAGAUGUAAACAUAGCAGUUUCAGAAAAACUGCUAUGUUUACAUUGCAGGGUUAAUCCAGCCUCUAGUGGCUGUCUUCCUGAGGCACUUCUGCGAAGCUGGAUGUGAAAAUCGCAUUCAGUGUGCAGAACGUCCAUAGGAAAGCAUUAAGAAAUGCAUGCGCACUCGACUCAGGCGCUGACGUCGGUGGGGGAGGAGAGGUCACCAGCACCGAGGGAGCCCACCACUGGAUUAAGGUAAGUAACUGUGUUUUAACCCCUUCAGCGCCAAGGGAGGGGGGCCCGGAGGGUGGGGUUGGGUCCUAAGGAGUAUAUUGUGUCAGGAAAACGAGUUUGUUUUCCUGACACUAUAGUGAUCCUUUAACAACAUCUCGAAAGUACCUCCAAAACACAUGGAAACCCCACAAGUCACUUCCCCUGAUAACCCCCAUCUGGGGGACGAACAUAUCCAAAAAUCACCCAGAUCGGUUCAGAGGUUUAGGAUUUCCAUGGAAGUCAUAGUUUUGACUGACUGUGCACAUGGUACUAUGCUCAAAACAGUUCCAGGGAAUCAGGGCUAAUGGUUGGUCUCCAUUUCUGGAGUAUAAAAGUACAUAAAUCCCCUGAAUGGAACCUUUUUAAAGUACAUUGGGGCAAGGUAUAUUGCAGGGCUCAUAGUCCUGAGGCAGGAGGCUGGCAAGCAGGCCCAUGGCGAGUUUCUGUUCGCCACACUGUGUUUCAAUAUGAAACAAUAAUAGACUGUAAGCUCGUUUGAACAGGGCCUUCUUCACCUCUUGCCUGUUAUAUUAUGUAUGUAAAUUACUUGUGGUUAAAUAUCCUCAUUGUAUAAUUGUAAAGUGCUGUGGAAUAUGUUGGCGCUAUAUAAAUAACGCUAAUAAUUCUUAUAGGCAAUCUAUAAAUAUCUGAAGCCAUAAAGACCCAAUGAGAAACAUGAUCGAUAGGUGUCCACUACCACAAUAUAAUCCACAUACUCAAAAUUAAGGUUAAUAUCAAUAACCCAAGAUCAUGAUUUUUAAUGGCCAGAGCUGCUUUGUUCAACUGUAAGUGCUGUCAUUGUGAUGUGGAAAUAUCUAAAAGAAUAAAGGUUUGUCUUCAAAGUAAUAGGCCACACACGCAUGCGUAAAAAGCAACUGAGUGCUGAUGGACGUACUGUGUACAAAUAGUCUGCCCUUGGUUGGAAAACUCACAAGAUCUGAGCAAGAAACCUUUUUUAGGUACUUCUUGAGUUAUGAUGUCUGAGCAGCUGGAUACAAUAUUUCAAUCACCAUGGGCAAUUCCAAGCCUUGGCUCAUUUAGUGUAAAUCUUGCCAUCAAUAGAUUCUGAAUCAGUGAAACAUAAUCACAGUUCAUUAGUCUUAGUUUGAAGCAGACAAUGAGAACUCCCCCGUUUGACUGUUCACUGCCCACUGUAAAGGAGGAGGUGGCACUGGCUUUGGUUCAUGUUGGGAUUCACUGGAGGGACAUCCUAAAAUUGCAGCAUACAAUGACAGAAGGCUGUCCUGUAUUUCAUACUUUGUAGUAGCAAUUUGGGGAAGGCCUAUCCUGAUUUAGCAUUGCCCCUUUUGGGUGGGGGGGGAGAGAGAGAGAGAGUGUUGUAGAAGUUCACACACAGUUCUGGAGUAAACCCUGACCUUUCCCCAUCAAACAACUUGUUGGAAGCAUCUCAGCUAAUACAGUAGCAAUGAGGAACGAAGCUGUUAUCCACAUACACCAAAAGUAUUUAGUUUUUGUUUUUUUGGGUUUUUUUUUUGCCUUCUUUCUCUUAAAUGUAUGGAAUUAAAAUUCUAAUUAGCGUGUUGUCAAACACCUGUUGGGUGAUGUGGGAGCUAUGUAUCACCUGGUUAAACUUGCUUAAGGACACAUCACAAGGACACCGUAAUAGCAGCGGCAAGUGGAGGCAAGAACACACAAACACGUUCCUCCCAGAAUAUACAUGGAUUGGGCCAAUUUUAAUGACUCACUAAUUGUUAUUGAAAUAGAGUUGGUAUUUUUAUAUAUGAGGUUCCAAAGCCAGCGCUUUAGAGAAUGGAAGCCAUGUGAUAGUCAGGUGCCGGGAAUGAUAUACAGCUGUUUAGUAUUUCCUCCCAGUAUUGGUGUAAGACACUGAUUUCACUGGGGUGAAUAAGUGUCUGUUGAUUUAGGACUUGUAACUUCCACCACUACAUUAGUCUGUAGCAUCUUGAGUGUGGAUCCAGCUACCCCCAAAUCUAAGCAACCCCUAGUCCUAGUUGUGACAUUGAUAUAAGUACUUUUAUAAAUGAUGCUGUGACAAUGCAGAAUAAUUAUAGAUACAGCUUCCUUACUGUGUCACUUAAACCAAGCUUGACAUUUUAAAAGUGAUGAUUUGAAUGGAUACUUCAAUAAUUCUUCAACCAAACCCAUCAUUAAAGCUGAGGGUUACAUGACAUUCACUACACUAGCAAUUGAGAUGUAUUAUACAUACAAUAGACUGUAAUAUAUGUAAAAUGUAGAGAACAUGUCUAUAUUCCCAUAUAUUCUUCAAGGAGUUCUGUUUUAUAGACUAGUUUUUGCCGUCUUUGCAUUGUCUGGUCACUGGCCAUAAUUUGAGCCAGGAGCACUUUGACCUUUUGCUGUUAUAUAAAAAAAAAAAUAUGAAUAUAGAUUUGAUUUCAGAUUGGUCAGAUAUUAUUUUUUGACUUGAUCCUCUGUCUCCUUAUAGUUAAUUUUCCCAGUGCAUACCAGUCGAGUCCCAAAAUUAUUUGAAAAGUAUCUGUGCUACAACAUAAAACAUUUACCCAUUUAAUGUUUGACAUAUACACUAAUUUUUCAUUCAUAAAUUUUAAAAUGAAUGGGCAAAACACACCAGUGUUGAAAACAAAGAUACGAAAUUUAAUUAAUUUAUUUAUUUAUAUAUAUUUUUUUACAUUUUGUUUUUUUUAUUUUAUUUUUUUUAAACCAGGCAAAUGUGAUUUGGAUAUCUGUUUAAAGUCCUACUUUACUAGUGAGCAAAAUUAAAGGAUCACUCUAAGCAAUAUAACUGGUAAUGUAUAAUGUAGUAGUUUAGUUGCCAAUAGUCUCUGGCCACUGUCCCUUGAUUCUUUGUUACACUGUUUGGGAGUGAUUUAUGAAAAACAAAUUUUUUUGGUGUUUUUUUUUUUUUUUUUUUUACUGCGUCCCUUUAAGUUUAGUCUGACCUUCUCUAGCAGAGAAGUUUUUGUCACAGGUUAAUCGCAAUGUCCAGUAAAUUGCAGUGUAUUCAAAAACAAAUUUGCUAAAUUGAUGGCAAAAUAGCUCAAGUGGAAAAAAUAUUUUUUCUCUCUAAUACUCUUACAAUCUCUUCCCACGGUUGUGAUUUUGAAGGAAACGUAGCAAGUUCAAUUUGUAGAGACAAGGUGGGGUCCAUAAUCCGCAAGAUUGACUUGAUAAUUAAAGGUAAACAAAUCUUUGCUGGCAGUGCCAAGUGAUUUUGAUGAAUUAACUACUGGAGAACAUGUUGAUCAAAUAAUUGAAGCCUAAACAGUAUUUCUCCUGUUUCCUGAAAUUGUUUAUUGAACAGCUCCAUUGUUUAGUCUGAACCCCUGGUUUCUGUCAUCUCAGGUGGCUUUGGAUAUGCUUCAAUUUGAAGGCAUCUCUGUACGGAGAGUAGUAAAGGAUCAGACGGACUUGAUUGAGAAGUUCAAGGUAUCGUCGUUUCCAACUGGGUUUUUAUUUUCUAAAAAUGGAUCUGUCAGUAGAAUUGACCCGUGAGUAGCUUUAUGACUAUAUAAAAAAAAAUACUUUCAUUUAUUUAUUUUUUUCUACUCAUUUAUUAUUUGGCCUUGUCCGAUGCUUAAUGUGUCUUAUUGUUAGUGGAGAAGAGACCCGUUCCUCCUAUACCAAUUUGCUGCGCUCGUUGCCUGGGGUGAAACGAGCUAAUCACCGUCUCAUUGGCUGGUCAGAGAAGACCCAUGAUGAUGAAAACACUGUAAUAAGGAAAGCAGACAAGUAAGUGGAACUUUUCAUUUUCAGGUAGAAAGUAGUUUGCUUAUGGAAAUGGAGAAGAUUAGCAUUAAUGAUUAAAUAUACAACUACUCCCAUUACUGGAAGAUGUACGUUAAAGGGAUACUAUAAGUGCCAGGAAUACAAAGCUGUAUUCCUGUCACUAUAGCUCCCUCUGCAUCCCCCACUACCCCCCAUUUACUCACCUUUUCCCAGUACCGCUGCUCUGCCCCCUUCGAUUGUCCGCAAGUAGCAAGCGAGCAUUAGACCUUUUCAUAGGAAAGCAUUAAAUUCACUGCUUUCCUAUGGAGAAAAUCUUACGCUGGAAGUCCUCAUGCAGAGCGUGCAGAUGUCCAGCUUCAGAUACUGGACCAAAGGUAAGUUUCGAUUCAGGAAGCCCUCUAGUGGCUGUCCGGUAGACCGAAGCUGCAAUGUAAACAUGGGUGCCUGUAUUGUCCCUUUAACUUUAUGCUCCCUAUAGUGUCCCUUUAACGUUAUGCUCCAAGUAACAAAAAUAGAAUUGUGACCUUUUCGUUCAUUCAUGGCCCAUGGCUUUCCCAAUUUAGGGUUUCAUGCUUGUUGCAUUCUUUUCUCCUUGUGUUUUCCCACAGUUCGAAGGUAUAUAUGGCGGACCUGGAGUCUGCGUUACAUUAUUCUCUGCGAGUGGAGGUGGGUCGUUUCCACGUAUUGGAAGGAGAGCGGCUGAAGGCACUUAGCAACUUUGUCAAUGUGGUCAGAAAGGUGAGCUGAGAAAUCUGUUUAGAUCUAUAAUACAUGGCAUUAACCACUGAUGUUUCUCUGGAGAUGCUAAUUUUUUUGUAAAGCAAUGCAGGAGUCCUUAAACUUGUGAGUAAAUUCGCUGUCUAUCAAGUAAGAUCGAUGCUAUUCAGGGGGCGUAGUGUUAAAUGUUGGGAAAUUCUGUUGGGACUGCUCCUCAUUCAGCACUAUGUUCCAGAAUAGCAACUUGUUAAUGUUCUUUAGUAAUAUAUAAUAAUACCUUCAUUAAUAUGGUCAUUUGAUUGUCAAGAUAGGGUAUCUGAUGCAUAGUAAUAUAUAUUAAGAUGUUAAAAGCCGGGCACAGGAUGGGAAUCUAUGUUUUGGGAACUUGUAUAAUAUAGCCAUGUGGCACACAAAUUGUUACCGUGAAACCAAACACUGCGCUGCAGAUAAAUAUAUUUAUUUAAGGUGUGUAUUUUCCAGGCUGGGUGUAUCACAUUGUCCAUGUUUAUUUAGAUUUGAGGCUUUGGUCUACAAAAGAUUUCAGAGCUUGUUCCAUGUACUUUACACCCACACAAAGCGAAUCUAGCUCUGGCUCUGUACCAGAUUUAGCAAACCGCUCAUCAGCUGUUCUAGAACUUCAGCUGCCUAGACUAUGGCAAAGCAUAAUGGGAGUUGUAGUGAUUAACUGCUGGCAACACUCCAAAUUCUGUGAAGUGACAUUUUUCUGUUAAGUUUUAAAGUAUCUAGGUCUAUUUGUUUAUAGUAGACUAACCGUUUAUUAACCAAAGUGAGAAUUCUAAUGGAAUUUUAAACUUAAGACCCGAGUCGCUGAACCGAAAGUAUAGCCGAUUUAGAGACUUUUUCCACUUUGACGCUUUUGGGCUAAAUUUAAAAUUCACUUUGAAUUCUCAGUUUAGUAAAUAACUCUGAGACUGCGUUGCAAACAGAAUCUCAGACUGCAACAAAACAUAGGCUCACAGACGUUCUAAACUGAAAAGCCUAAUCCGAAUUGAUGUUCUACAACAGUGGUCUGCGUUCAAUCAAAAUAAAAGCUAUACUUGUCUGAAACUAAAAACUGAAACAUAGAUCUCAAAUUAAUAAGAUUUUUUCUUUCAAUUCUUUAUUUUUGUUUGACAGGGGGAUACAGAAAUACGUUUAGUCACAUAAAUGCAGUGGUACAACGGUGUUACAACAUAGUCGAAAUUAUACAUCUUAUUGCAUAAUGUUUCAGUGACGGUAAAACAUAUGUCUAAAGAAUAUCUUUAGGCUAACUCUCAUGAGGCUCUGCUGCACCAUCCUAAUCAGGCAUUUGAAUUUAGUAUAUAAAAAGAGAGACAUAAGGUAAGAUCUUAACCUCUUAAGGACCAAACUUCUGGAAUAAAAGGGAAUCAUGACAUGCCACACAUGUCAUGUGUCCUUAAGGGGUUAAAGGAACACUGUAGUCACCUGAACAACUUCAGCUUAAUGAGGUUGUUCAGGUGAGAACUAUAGUUCCCUGCAGCCUUUCUCAUGUAAACACUGUAUUUUCUGAGAAAAUGCAUUGUUUACAUUGAAAGCUAGGAACAGUUGCAGUCACUCAGAGUGAACCAGAGGGACUUCUGAGUUGAUGGAGGCAUAAUAUGCCUCCAUCCACUCAGAUCUUUCAGUGUCUCCUCCCGCUGCAUGCAGACACUGAACUUUCCUCAUAGAGAUUAAUUGAUUCAAUUCAUCUCUAUGAGGAGAUGCUGAUUGGCCAGGGCUGUGUUUGGAUCAUACUGGCUCUGCCCCUGAUCUGUCUCCUUGUCAGUCUCAGCCAAUCCUAUGGGGAAGUACUGUGAUUGGAUCAGGUUAUCACAUGUCAGCAGACUGCUUGUUUUUCCUGAGACUAACAGCAUGGAGAUUUACAGCUUCUGGCUUGAUUACAGUAAGAUGUUUACUAUAUUUAUGGAGGCAUGAGGGGCCCAGGGGGGCUAGAUGGUGGUGUUAACACUAUAGGGUCAGGAAUACAUGUAGUUGCACUGGUGACUAUAGUGUCCCUUUAAGGAUAAGAAUAAUGGUUCCCACAGCUUUGUCAUUAAACGCUAUUGUACAAAAGAAGAAUCCAAUGUAGUGUUACAUACCAUUGGCUUAUAUAUAUAUUUUGUCGUAAAGUCGCUAAUGAUAGAUGUAUUCUUUAACUUGAAUCUUGGAACGUGAAAAUUAAUAAGAUUUAAAAGCAAAUGUUAGGGAAAAUGUCCAAUUGAUUUAUCUACAGAAGAUUAAAAUCAUUGGGAAUUGUAGUAGAUAAAUUGUUUUAGAAAGCUGAUUAAAGAAGGUGCUUCAAUGGUAUACUUUUAUAAAGCCACUGUGAAACGUGUGCGAAACUUAGAAAAAAUGGGACGGGAGAAGGGGUUAUGGCAGUGAUGGCGAACAUGUGGCACGCCAAGCCCUCUCUGUGGGCACGCAGCCAUAGGUCACGGGGUUCACGGGCGCCAGUCGGCAGCUAUGCAGAGUAGGCUCCUGCCUGCCCAAAACAGCAGGCGCCUACUCUGCUUUCGUAUCGGGAGGACCCGGAGGCCAGUGGACGGGAUCUGAGAAGCAGCUCUCCUGUAUUGCAUUUUUUUGGAGAUACUAAUAAAUAUAGGCCUAAUUUUAGCUAUAAUUUAUAUCAUUAUUUAUCAUUUGUAUCACUGAACUCUUGUUUCGUUCUUCUUUUAAAACAAAAGAUGUUAAUUAGUUCAGACAACUGUAUGAGUCGUGUUUUCUAAACUUAAACCUCAGUAUUCAGGUUUAAUUGCUGUGUUGGCACUUUGAGGAAAAGUUGGCAUGUAUUGCGGUUUGGGCACUCGGGCUCAAAAAGGUUUGCCAUCAUUGCGCUUCUGCAGUAAAAAUAAUAAACUAAUUCAGUGGCUCCCUCUAGUGGCCAAAGAUUGUUUUUGGUUUAUGAAAUCUGCAUGAUUUAGGACAGGGUUCUCCAAACUCUGGCCCUCAAGAUGUGACUGAAUUACAACUUCAUUGUUUCUUUGAAUGAAAUAGGGAGCCAGAGAAUGAUGUUGGAGAAAAACAGCACUAUGUAGAUCAGAUUAAUUCAGUAGUUAAAGAAACACUAGAUUUUCGGAAUACAAAUCUGUAUUCCGGUCCCUAUCUAUAUUAGCCUUCCUCCUCGUGCUGUAAUAUUAAAAUAAAGCUUUUUACUCACCUUUUACUAUCAUCAAGGCUCACUGGGUGCUGCUCAUCUCUCUGCCUCCAGUGAUGUCUUAGAGGAUGUGCUUGCGUGGUGAGCUGCAUGCGUCGUCAUUGCGUCUCAUAGGAAGGCAUUGGAAACAGUGCUUCUCAUAGGAAAGCAUUGAAUCCAGUGCUUCUCAUAGGAAGUCAUUGAAUCCAGUGCUUCUCAUAGGAAGGCAUUGAAUCCAGUGCUUCUCACAAGAAAGCAUUGAAUCCAGUGCUUCUCAUAGGAAGGCAUUGAAUCCAGUGCUUUCUCAUAGGAAGGCAUUGAUCCAGUGCUUCUCAUAGGAAGGCAGUGGAAACCGUGCUUCUUGUAGGAAGGCAUUGAAUGCAGUGCUUUCUCAUAGGAAGGCAUUGAAUGCAGUGCUUUCUCAUAGGAAGGCAUUGAAUGCAGUGCUUCUCGUAGGAAGGCAUUGAAUGCAGUGCUUCUCGUAGGAAGGCAUUGAAUGCAGUGCUUCUCGUAGGAAGGCAUUGAAUGCAGUGCUUCUCGUAGGAAGGCAUUGAAUGCAGUGCUCUCCUUUGAGCUUCCACAUCAGGUGACCGGGUUUUACUCAGUGUUGCAUUUAGAUGAAGUGGUCGUGGUGGCGUUAGUGGUCCAUUAACUUGCAUAUUUAGUUAAACAUACUUAAACUUACAAUUGCUUAAUUUAAAAUGUCCUGUAAAGUGAUUGGAACAAACAGAAAUUGCUCAUGUGGAAAAAGUAUAUCUUUACAUUUUAGUUCAAUAUACUAUAUGGAGCAAAUAUAUAAUAUGGUCUUGUUGUAGUUUUUGAAGAAAAUGAAAAAAAUCCAAUUAAGGUCUCCUGUCAAGGGAUCCAAUACUGUGUUGGAGAAUAACAGCACUAUGUGCUUUGUCAAAGUUCGUAUAGGAAGGAUUUAUUUGGGCUAGCAACAGAGGACAUUUAGAGGUUUUCAGCUUUGCCCAUACAUUGGUUGCUUCAUUGGGGAUCCUGUCUCUCAUAGUGCAGUCCUUCUGUGAGUUCACCCACUUGAAUGGAUCGAGGAGAACAAUCCUCAGUUUACUCUGCAUUAUGGCACCCAUCAGCAGCUGUAUUGAUGAGUGUUCACAAGUUUCUGCCUACAUUGGUCCUGUGGAUGUUCCUGUGUCUUUGUGGAAUGUUGAGUUACACACUGCUUGUGAGUGUAUGUGUCACUGAACUCCAUGUCCUCUGGUUAUGGCCAUUUUAGGUGGAUGCCCUUUAAUAGAAGUACCCAGUUUAGUAGUGCAUGCCUGUGUCCUCCAUUACCUGCUGGCUAGUUUGCUUUCUGUUGUAUGCAUGCCGCUUUAUAGGCCUUUCCUAUACUUUAACCAUGGACAUGUGCUGAUAUGUUAGUUACGUGGUGGCCAAUUGACCGCGCUCCAUAUAUCCUUUCGCAACCAUAGCCUGUAUUGUCUGCCCCUGCUCCCGUCCCUCUGUUACUGAGUUUCACACACUUCUCACAAUAUUAUCUAAUGUGCUAGCCUGCCUGUCUGCUUUUGGGGAUGUAAGCCUUGCUCUCCUGACCAUCUACUCCUAUUCCUAGACAUUUCUGUGGAUGAUGUGGCAGACCCUUGCAGUGCUUGUAAGGGUGGGAAUGAUGGUGGUUUGAUAAACGUAAGGCUUCCCUAUGUAUGCUCUGUGGAUGAUGUGGCAGACCCCUGCAGUGCUUGUAAGGGUGGGAAUGAUGGUGGUUUGAUAAAAGUAAGGCUUCCCUAUGUAUGCUCUGUGGAUGAUGUGGCAGACCCCUGCAGUGCUUGUAAGGGUGGGAAUGAUGGUGGUUUGAUAAAAGUAAGGCUUCCCUAUGUAUGCUCUGUGGAUGAUGUGGCAGACCCCUGCAGUGCUUGUAAGGGUGGGAAUGAUGGUGGUUUGAUAAAAGUAAGGCUUCCCUAUGUAUGCUCUGUGGAUGAUGUGGCAGACCCUUGCAGUGCUUUUAAGGGUGGGAAUCAUGGUGGUUUGAUAAAAGUAAGGCUUCCCUAUGUAUGCUCUGUGGAUGAUGUGGCAGACCCUUGCAGUGCUUUUAAGGGUGGGAAUCAUGGUGGUUUGAUAAAAGUAAGGUAUGCUCUGUGGAUGAUGUGGCUGACCCCUGCAGUGCUUUUUAAAGGUGGGAAUGAUACUAUUUUAAACCUUUGUUUAUAAUAUAUUUUUACACAUUACUUUUAUAUCAGGCAUUUUAAGCCUAAUAAUAGAUAUUACUUUUUAACCUGAUACCUGACUCCGUUAAGUUCCUGUACCUGCUGAGUAUCCUGACCCAGUGUGGAGAGAGAACUACAGUAGCCCCGUUGAGGGCCUUGUGGUGCUUCAUGAAUUUAAAUCUUGUGAGUGCAAUCAAUAACUGCCGUGCUAUACAUUCAUAUUACUGUACUUCACUAUGUAUUGUUUAUUUUAAUUUUUUUAUAGAUUACAGCUGUAUCCCUAUUUUUGUAUAUAUCUACUUUUUCUAUGUAUGUCCCGUGUCACACUGUGUGUACAUCCUGUAUGUGGUUGUAGGCCAAAGAUGCACGGCAUGUUUUAAUUUGCUCCUGGAAGCAGUUCUCCUGGCUCCGGAAUGCUCCUUGUCAGAGGGUUCUCAGGCUCCCUAUGCGAGGACUCCCAGUAUGAUUGUAAUUUGGGUCUCUUAGGCCUCCCGAAGGAUUACAAUCCUUUGGGUUAGUCUGUUCACUUUCUGAGCUUCAUUGUGCUCUUCUCGUGGUUAGUGAAGUCACCUGUAAAGAGAUGAGUGUGUGGGAGUCCCAAUUCGUCUCUCCAAAGGAGGAUAGUUCCUCUUUUUAAUGGAUAGUAUAGUAAAAAAAUAAAAUAAAAAAAAAUCACUUUUAAAUACAUUAUACAGAUAAAUUUAAAGAAACACCUAUAAAGUUUUAUAUAGCUGCAAAGUAUCCUCGUUGCAUUGUUGGUCUGCUUGCAACUGCAGCAGAGGUUUAGGAGAUUAGUAGAUUAUCUUCCACCUGCAGUACCAGUAAUCACAUGAGAUGAUUGGAACAGCAUUGUAAACUGAUAGCAGCCGUACAUACUGCAAUCACAUUAUACACAGCCUGACUUACUAUAGUUUGCUGUAAUACAAUACUAAUCAACCUUCAGCACUUAUUAUGGCGGUAAGAGCAUUAUGGGAAUUGUAGUCCACAACAUCUGGGAUGCUGAAGGUUGUCUACUCUUGCUGUAGUGUUACUGUUGCUUAUAGUACCCCUUUAAAUACUGAAUUACGCUGUGUUACAAAGUGCCAGUGUUUCAUAAAUGAUGCAGAUUCAAUCAACCAAAAUUACUGGCUUUGGCCACCAGAGGGAGUUAUUACAAUGGUUUUAUAUUGGCCAGCGUGGAAAGCUGUCAUGUUAGAUUUUCCGUGUCUAUUUUACAUCCCAUGUAAAUCCCUGUGAAUUGUGGAAAUACAAUUCCAGUGAGUCUCUGCCACCCUUAAAGAGACAUUGAAUGUUAAAAAUAAUUUAUUUAUUUUUUUCAACUCGAGUAGCUCUAGUCCAAUAAGAUGCUGGUACAGCAAUUGAAUUGUGCAUCAAUUUCCACACUCUGCCAAUCCAACACUUCUCUUCAAGUAACAAUCAAUGCACUGCUUCUAUAUGCGAUGCACUGGCCACAUUCAGCUGAGCAUGCAGUACGUGAAGACCUUCAAAAAUCUUAAGGAGAGCCACCCAACAAGUGUGUUUUCAGCCAGAUGUAAAGCAUGAUGUUUUACAUUGUCCAAGAAAUAAAAAGCAGCAUUGAUGCUCCAUAAGCAAUAUGUUACGAUGUAAUGUAUUCGUUGCUUGGUGUCCAAUUAAAGUGAUGCUGUAGGCAUCAUUGAGUUGGUUAUAGUGCCUGGAGUCCUCUGGCGCAGUCCUUUCCUCUCUCUCCAUUCAGAGUUAAACUAUUUUCAAAUAAGGGCCCCUAGCCACCCACUGUCCAGCAGCCCCUUCCGGAGCUACGGCUAAGGCAGAGAUUGCACACGUACUUCUAACUGUACCGAUUUACACAAAUCUGAACAAAUAAUAUGUUAAAUACUUUAAAGAUUUAGUCACUGUGGAUGAGAGAACAAGCACUUCUCCAUUCAAUGACAUAUAUGAACUUUAAAUAAUACUGUAUCCACUCCUAAAUGUAACACCGUGUAUCCAUCUGGGGAUUAUUUUUAAAAUGAAAACUGUUUCACAUUGUUUCAAUAAUAAUAAAGCCGUGAACAUUAAAUGGUAGGACAGCCCCAGGGGGUGGACACUAUAACCACUUCAAUGACAUGAAACGUUUAUAGUACCUACAAAGUCCCUUUAAGUAGGCAGCAACUGUAGGACUCCCUUUUUUUUGGUUUGAUGAUAAUCGUAUCUAGUGUUGGGGAAUUUGGUUCCAGCAUGACAUCAAACGUAGAGAAUAACAUGUGGAAGAGUAACAAGCCAGUCAGUAAGGACACGUGAGAUGCUGUAAGAAAAGAAUCACAAUCCAAGUUGUAGAGAGAAAAUGUCCCGUUCUAUCCGGAGUUAUGGGGAGCCUAUGACGAGUACAUUUUCUGCUGUAUUGUGAAAUCAGAGUUAUGCAGUUAGUUUAUAAUUCCAAGAUAUAGAAGGGAAUUCCCAUCAUCAAAUGAAUGAUGCAAUGCAAGGGCAGUCACCACGGAAACAAGUGGACUCUGCAGAGUGCAUUCCAUUAAUGAUUUUUACUCCUGUUUGUAUCAAAUUUUUUUUUUUUUUUUUUUUUAUUACUACAUUUGCAAGUCGUGUCACUUUUCAGAUCACAACACUUUGCCUAGAGGUUUGCUAGACUAAUAUUAUUACAAGUAGUUUUUUGUGUGCGUGCUUAUGUUAUAUUUCGUUUUUUCUUAUGUCUGAUGUCUUUCUUUCACAGUAUCUCCCUGCUCGCCCCUACCUGCGUACCCUAUUGAAUUCUCUCUACGUUUGGCUACGAGCACGCACCAGAACAAAAGUUUUGUUUGACGAUUUUGAGGAUGUCUUGAACAACAAGAAUAUGGUAAAAUAUUUCUAAUAAUUUCAUGAAUUUCUGUGUAAUUACCGCACAUUAGGUCCCUCCCUGGCUUACGGCGGGGGAGGAGCGUGGGCGGGGCCUCUCCCAGCACCGAGGGAAAUCGGCGCUGGAUUCAGGUAAGUGACUGAAGCUGUUUUAACCCCUUCAGCUGUGUAUGGAGGGGGGGAGCAAGGGAGGGGGACAGUGCAGGAGCCUGUAGUGCCAGGAAAACUGCUUUGAUUUCCUGGCACUAUAGAUUCACUUUAACAUAAUUUCUGUGAUAAAUAUGAUCAAUUUUUUUUUUCCCCACCAGUCUGAUAAAUUCUGCUAAAAUAGAAAAUUACCCUCUUUAGUACUCCUUGCUACUUGCAAUCUGACCUCAAACUAAAAUGCGAAUGGCCAUAUUAAAAAAAAAAUUGGACUGCAUAAAAUAUACAUAUGUAUCACAAAAAUCUGUGUCAUAUCGGUAUACGUUCUUUGCUGAAAUCUAACAUAACCACUUUUAAAAAUAACGGAAUAACGUGAAUUAAAAACUUUGAACAUCAUUUAAGUUACCGUAUUCUGAAAUGCCUGUCCUUUUCUAACGGAGCAAACUCAUUACAAUGCUAUUUAUAACUGGGCUGUUGGGAAUAUAUAAGAUAUUACUGUGCUUAAAGGACCACUCUAGGCACCCAGACCACUUCAGCUUAAUGAAGUGGUCUGGGUGCCAGGUCCAGCUAGGGUUAACCCAUUUUUUUUUUAUAAACAUAGCACUUUCAGAGAAACUGCUAUGUUUGUGAAUGGGUUAAGCCUUCCCCUAUUUCCUCUAGUGGCUGUCUCAUUGACAGCCACUAGAGGCGCUUGCGUGCUUCUCAUUGUGAUUUUCACAGUGAGAGCACACCAGCGUCCAUAGGAAAGCAUUAUGAAUGCUUUCCUAUGUGACCGGCUGAAUGCGCGCACAGCUCUUGCCGUGCGUGCGCAUUCAGCCGACGGGGAGGAGAAGAGGAGGAUCGGAGGAGAGCUCCCCGUCCAGCGCUGGAAAAAGGUAAGUUUUAACCCCUUUCCAGAGCCGGACGGGAGGGGGUCCCUGAGGGUGGGGGCACCCUCAGGGCACUAUAGUGCCAGGAAAACGAGUAUGUUUUCCUGGCACUAUAGUGGUCCUUUAACAUACGGCAACUCGCAUCUUUUUCUGGUUGAAUAUAGUAGGAAUUACAAUCCACAACAUAGCCAGUGCCCAACAUGGUUAGAUGAUACACGUGUACAUGUAUACUCUGAGUACACUGAUGUAUCCCGUUACUGAUGACAUGUACCAUUCUCAGCUAUGCUUUGUGGAUGCUGCACUUUUUUACAUGUGAGUCCAUUAAAGCAUCACUAUAGUCACACUUGUUAUGAUGUGAUUCAGACAAAUGUUAGAUUUCCUGCAGCCAAGACCAAUAAGAAAAUUGGAAUUCAAAAUGAAUAUCAGAUAUAAGACCAAAAUAGAAAAAUACACAAAUUAGCUGUGCUUCAAGCUUGGCUAAUUUGGCCCUAAAAUAGUGGUUUAACUCCUAAAUGGCAGAAAAUUGAGCAGUGAGACUGCAGGGGCAUGAUCCUCUGAGUUAAGCUCAUUCAUAGGGGCACUGGGGAUAGUUUAAUGGUGGGGAGCGGGUGGAAAUGAUUUGCAAUAGCUCAGAAACACCAAGUUUUUUUUUUCUUUUCUGGAGGGGAGGAUGAUAACCCCCAAAAUAUGGGAACAAAUAGUAUCUCUCUAAGUUUGGUUAAUAUGUUUUAGUCCUGCAAGGCCCCUCCCUCAUUGGCAGAUGUUUAGAGAAGUAUACUUGAUAGCAUCUAGGCAUGUAAAAGAAAUGGGGCUAGUUUGGUAGCUGCUCUGUUUCAGCAGGUUUUGCACAUGCCUCGUCUCUUUUAAGAAAGAAUUUCCAUUGAGUUGCCAUUCGGGCAGCAGAGCCAGCUGCCAAUAAGUGGAGGGAUGCUAUUGGCCUCUCUAUUUAGGUGCCAUCACUGGCUGAUAGCACCAGGGGUGGGGUUACAGUGCCCACAGGAGAGAAAUGCAAUAAGGCAUCUUAGAAGUAGCACGGAGAGAGCACUGCAGCUCCUGGCUAAUGCCAAAUGCAAGUUCUAUUGUGUUUUUUCUUUCCCCAAAAAGCCCUAGGGACCUACUCAGGGCUGAAUAAGCAAUGGAUUUUACUGAAAUAUAUCUAUAUAGCCAGGAAAGCCCAUGGGUGAGCACUUUGCUGUCUGUCACUAAUAGUUGGAAUAACUCCUACUGCACAUACUCACUGUCUUCUUUACAGUGCUCUACACUUGAAACCUGCAGUACUGUGUGGUAUAGUUGAGUAUCUCCUUUUGUGGACAACGCUGUAUGCUAUGUCAGCUCUGCUUGUUGUAUGGGUAUCUCUGUAGUCCACCCAGCUCUGUGUAUUGUAUAGGUAUAUUUUUUUUCUCCCCGCUGUUUGUGGUAUGUUUACUAAGCUCUAUGUAGUUUAUAGAUAUCUUUAUGUUGUCCCAAGCUUGUUUCAUUGUAUGAGCAUUUCUGUAUUAUGCUCAGCUCUCUGUAUUGUAUGAGCAUCUCUGUAUUAUGCUCAGCUUUCUGUAUUGUAUGAGUAUCUCUGUAUUAUGCUCAGCUCUCUGUAUUAUUCUUAGCUCUCUGUAUUACGCUCAGCUCUCUGUAUUACGCUCAGCUCUCUGUAUUGUAUGAGUAUUUCUGUAUUAUGCUCAGCUCUCUGCUCAGCUCUCUGUGUUACGCUCAGCUCUCUGUGUUUCAGCUCUCUGUGUUACGCUCAGCUCUCUGUGUUACGCUCAGCUCUCUGUGUUACGCUCAGCUCUCUGUGUUACGCUCAGCUCUCUGUGUUACGCUCAGCUCUCUGUGUUACGCUCAGCUCUCUGUGUUACCCUCAGCUCUCUGUGUUACGCUCAGCUCUCUGUGUUACGCUCAGCUCUCUGUGUUACGCUCAGCUCUCUGUGUUACGCUCAGCUCUCUGUGUUACGCUCAGCUCUCUGUGUUACGCUCAGCUCUCUGUGUUACGCUCAGCUCUUUGUAUUGUAUGAGCAUCUCUGUAUUAUGCUCAGCUCUCUGUAUUGUAUGAGUAUAUCUGUAUUAUGCUCAGCUCUCUGUAUUACGCUCAGCUCUCUGUAUUACGCUCAGCUCUCUGUAUUACGCUCAGCUCUCUGUGUUACGCUCAGCUCUCUGUGUUACGCUCAGCUCUCUGUGUUACGCUCAGCUCUCUGUGUUACGCUCAGCUCUCUGUGUUACGCUCAGCUCUCUGUAUUGUAUGAGCAUCUCUGUACUGUAUAGGGAGGAGUAAAAUUCUGGAGGAGGAGUCUGGCGCCCCACCAUCUUAAAGCUUCACCAGCCACCACUGAUCUAUACACUAAAACUGCAUCAUUAAGGUCAAGUUGUUUUGGUGCUUAGUUCUCCCUACAAAACACUAUGCCGUUGUAUAUUAGUCUGGAUCCUUUGAAUGUAGUAGACUUUGUAUCUAGGAAUAUUUCAGGCUUUAUGUAAUUCUAAUGUUCUGUUGAAUUGGAUAGUUUUGUUUUUGUUUUAUUUUAUUUUCGUGCUUUUUAAUUCCCAUGUCUGUCUCCAUCCCUAGGACCAGAAGGCAGUUCUCUCUUCUGAAGAGAACUAUGUUGGGUGUCAGGGUUCCAAGCCGGAGUUCCGUGGGUUUCCAUGUUCCCUGUGGACCCUAUUUCACAUGCUAACUGUCCAGGCCUCUGAAAUGGCAACACAAAGGACAGUAAAACCUGGUGAGUGUAACAAACACACUAUUCUUUUAAACAAUGAUGUUUAUCUAGCCUUUGAGAAUUGUAUAGUAUUCUAUUGCAAACCCACCCGGUCCUGGGGCUUUUCCUGCCUUUUUGUUUUUAUUGCCCAAAUUACCUUCUCCUCCCUAAUGGGGGCAUUAAGGCUCUUUUUUCAUCUAGGAGAGAGAGAUUGUUGUGUGUCUCUCGUGUCUCAUAGGAUCUUUUUGGCCAGGGAGGAGGGACAUAACACUUCAAACCCUGGUGGGCCAGUGAAGGCACGUUCACUUUAUCCUGCAGCUUCUCUGGCUGCAAGCUGACUCUCCUGUCCUAUAGCGAGCACAGCACUGUAUCAGUGUUGCCAUGGUAACUUACAGCCACGCUCAUACUACCCUGCUCGCAGGAGGCACGCACUGUCUCCCGGGUCCUUCCCUCCCUCUGCUGGCACGAAGUGCCAGCGAGGGUGGUCUUUGAUCUCCUCACCGGUCCGAAAGGGCUCACAUCAAGGCUUGCUCUGCAUAAGCCGGCAGGGGAGAUGAAAGGAUGUUCCCUGCCAGCCUUGGCUCAUGAUCAUCGCGGCCCACCGGGGGUUUGCCCAAUGGCCAGUCCAGACCUGUGCCGCAGAACUCACUACCAAUAAGUGUGGAUGCACUUAUGAAAGGGACAAAUAAUUGAUGAACAGACCUAUAGCUCAUAUUCCAGAGGUUUGUUUUGGUUGCUGCUGUCCUUAUUUUUUUAUUAUUUGUGUUUUGUUUAUUUUUAAAAACACUGUAUUAUAUAUUAAGACCAGCCAUGUAAUCAAGUGGUACAUAAUUUGGGAAGUCAACAUAAAGAUUGGUUACCUGACUACUAUAUAUGUAAAAGUGUAGCAUUUCUUUUAAAAUCUUAUCUGUUUGGAUCUGGGUAAAUAGACUCCAAAGCUGAUCUUUCUAUUCAGUAUCCAAUCAUUGACAUCUUUGUUCCAAUCCUACCAAAAGCUUACAAGUGCAUUUUCUUUCUUCUUUUCAUAUUUAUAGAACUAUUUAAUUUGUGAUUCUCUGUGAUCGAUCCCCGUUCUGCAUUCUGCUAAAGUAUCCAAUCUGAUUUAAAUCAAACGUAAAAAAUCAAAGCGAAACUAUCAACUUUUAAAGUAAUUUCCAAUCUAAGUGGCUGCUCAAAGUCAUAAAAUAUUUAAAAGAAAAUAUAAUCCUAAAAUGGACAACCAAUUCCAGAACAAUUUCUGCAUUUAAUACCAUUAAAAGGGAUCUUGUUAAAUGGAAUGAUGUAAUUAUGUGCUGGCUUAGAAAAAUGAAUUGCAUUUAAAUAAAUAUAUUACCUAGAUUUCUGUCUGAUGCAAACCAUUACAAUUACAUUGCUUCUAACUGUUUUCAAUCUCUGCUAAAACUAUGAACAAAUUAUAUAUAUGUGUUUUAAAAAAAAAAAAAAAAAAAGUCAAACACUAUAUCUUUCAGAAUGUGAGGCAUGGCCAUUAAAGUUAGCCGCACUGCAUUUUGGGAAAAUACAUUUUUCAGAGAUUUUAGAUUAUCGGAUGUUGAUAACAUUUAGAGGUUCUGUCUAAAAUAGUGACCUUUAUAUUCCAAAAUGUACAAUGUAUAAUAACCAAUGGUUAAAGGGAAGCUGUCACUUUUAGCAUUGUGUUUAAUCAUCCCCUACAUUUUGAAGUGUUUUGUGAGGUCUGAAAUAUAAAAUUGAAUAAAUGUUGAAAUCCACACUAUUGUGUUUACUGCUAUUUUGAAAAUGGGUGCCUCCAUCUUGGCUGCCUGUCAGUCAUUGUUCUAAGCCCCGCCCUUUGCGUCUGGCAGUCGGUAUAGAGGGAGCAUAGAGAAUGGAAGGUAAACAAAAACAAUGAUUCUGUUUCUCAUUCUCCAUUACUUUGUGUGCCCUGGCUGUGCCUGGAUUGUAAUGUAAUUUACCACAUUUUUAGUAUAACUAAAAAGCGAGCCUCAAAAAAAAAUAAAAAAUUUAACACCAGUCAUAGGUGAUUUUUUUUUAAAUUCUUUAUUCAAUUAUGUAAUUACCUGAAAAGUGACACUUCUCCUUUAAAUAUUUAGAAAGUAGGGCUUUAUUUGCAUUUGCAGAUGUUUUAAGUCUAUUAUGUUUUUAAUACCCCUGUUUCUAAAUUCACUAUCUUCAAUAUGUUGAGACUGUUAAAAUAAAAUGGUAACUAUUUUUAAAUAAAAUUAUUUUCGGGUAGACCUUGCUUGUGUAGGUUCCUUAUGGACCUUCUAACUGCCUGUGGAACGAAAUACUUUAGAUCGGUUCUAGGCUCUUUUCCAUUGUCAAUUGGUUAAAUAGUUGUCAAGGUUCUCAUUCCCUAAGAAACCUACAGAGAUCUUGCUUCCUCUAGGACCUAACAUUACCAGUUGAAUUUUUUUCUGGACCCUCUCAUUGCCUCAGUGAAAUGCUGUACUUCCCUACAUUAUUUGUGGAAUAUCAAAUUGCCAAUAUUGUCUUUUAUACAUCAAAUUGUAUGAAUUUUUCACACCUUUUAGAUGUUUCUUGUUUCUGGAAUAAAAUAAUUUUUGUCUUUUUUUUACCAUUUGAUUUACACAACUUAUGGCACAUUAUAGCAUUAGGAGUACAAAUGUGUAUCCCUCACGUGAUAGUGUCCUAGUCACUGUUUAGGUAACCGCCCCCAAAAGGGUUGAAACAUGGUUAACUCACCUUUUUGUCCCAUUCUGCGCUCUCCACGCCUGAUGCAGCAAUAUGUCACGCUGCACCAAUCAGAGGGUCUCUGGGUUUUACUUGGCCACGUUGAAGGAAGCCCCUCUUGUUGCUCUCAGAAGGACUGCCACUAGAUUAAAUUAUUCCCUGCAAUCUAACGGUUCCCGUUCCUGCAGAACAGCGAUAUUUUACAUUGCAAGAUUAAAACGAGGGGGCAUGGCACUCAUAUAACUUAUUGAGAUGACAUGGUCUGGGUGCCUGUGGUAUUCCUUUAACCAACAGUUUGAUUGCUCAAAAUCUGUAUUAUUGUGAUACAAAAAAAUAAAUCUAAUAUUUUGCAGUUGUAAAAAUGUAAAAAUAUUCACACCGCUUGAGAAUAAAUAUUAUGCAAGAUCCUGUACUUGUUUAACACUUGAUGGGCUCUUUCCUCUCCAGUGGAACACUGGAAUAUUUGUGUCUAUAUUCCCCUAUGGCUAGUUCACAGUCAGUGGCAACAUAUGAUACUGUAAGUCAAUUGAACAGAAUGUGAUCAUAAUAUCUAUUAAAACACCGCUCUCUGACUUCAUUGUUUUCCUCUCUUGUUUUGGGGUUUUAGCUCCCCGGGAGGUGCUCUCUGCGAUGAGAGGUUAUGUUAAAUAUUUCUUCGGCUGCAGGGAGUGUGCUGAGCAUUUUGAACGCAUGGCCCAGGAGUCUCUCCGCACUGUCCGCACCCUGGAUGAAGCAAUAAAGUGGUUGUGGGAACGACAUAACAGAGUUAAUAAGCGAUUGGCAGGUGAGAAUACAAGAAUGGAUUGCAGUGCUUAACUUUAUUUAAAGCGGCAGUGUCAUGCCGAACUUACCUUUCUUUAAUCACUUCCUCUUUUUUUCAUCUCUCAGGAUCUGGUCUUCAUUUCUUCCUCGCUGCUCUAGUUUUCUUUAAAACAUAAGACAAAGUAGGGAUUACUUUGUUUUAUGGAGGUUUCCUACGCUUGACCAUCUAUGACGGAGGAGGAAAGUGUGCUCUGUUUCCUGUGGUCAGAGAAAUUUUCCCACAGUUCUCCCCUUUCCUCAUUGUUCUCCUGAUGCCUCCUUUUCGUAGCAGCAUAGCGAGUAGGGGCAUUCUGGAGAUUUUAAUCUCCCUUAUGCUAUUAUGGGGGUUAUAUUGACCCCCAUCAAGUGAUGGAGGACAAGGGGGGCUUAGGAAGUGGUGGGGAGCACAGUUCCCUGCCGCUUCUAUUUUUACAAAUGACAAGGAGAGAGCUGCAAGCUGGUAGCUCCCUCCUUGUAAUAAACCGAACGAACAAAGAGGUCUUCGUUCAUUCAUUUUAAAUUUCUAUUCAUGAAUGAAUGAAUGAAUAGAUGAAAUUCCUGUUCGAAUGUCCAAGUGUUUAACUGAGCAUGCGCGGGAAUUUCACAGCGCUAUCUAGUGUGGGCAGAAGACGUGUCCCACAGGGACUUCAUCUACCCACACAAAGAUGGCAGCGCCCAGGACCUAGUUUCAGGCACAAAAUAAAAAUGCAAAAAUAGGUAAUAUGGGGGGCUUAGGGGCAUUUGGGGGUGACUAGGGAGACAAUUAGAUGUAAUGGAGUCUGGAUGGGGGUUAAAAAACAAACAAACUGGAUUCGGCCAUGACAGUGCUGCUUUAAGGUGCAGUAUAGACUCCGAUUAACCAUUGCUUACCUAAUCGCAACCUUUGUAUCACUUAUUACGUAACAUAAAACCUGCUUAAAAAGAUACGUCCUUUUUGAAGAGACACUUUGAUGUACUGUAACUAAAAGUAAACAAAAAUCUAUAGUAGCUAUGAUGCAUGGUGUCAUUUCACUGCAGUAUGUUGAUAAUAAAUUAAAAUAAUAAUAAUCACACUAGGCAUGAAGCUCUUCUCAUGGACCAAUUUAAAUGUCUUUUUCCUGCUCUUCCCACAAGGUUUAGAUUAGACAUUUUAUCAGCUCAUUGCAAUAAUGUUACUGAUAGCGUCCACAUGGAAGUCCACUGUCUGCCCCUCCUUUUACCAACUAACUGAUAAAAUUCAGCAAUAUUAUCUAUACGAGUGGAUGUCUCUAGAUAGGGCUCAUAAGAAACAAAAAUUUGACACGACUUGGCAAAAAAUGGAUAGCACCCUAAUCCAGAUGAAACCCUCCUUACAAACGACACUGCGGCAAAAGGAAACAAUCUAGAGUCUAUACAUCCAAACGCUUUACUCCACAGCUCUCAGUAUUUAAGUAUGAGGUCUUUUAGUUUUGAUUAAUGUUUGUUAUUGUUACAUGAGUUAUGUAAUAUCUACACUUAACGCAGCCCUUCAAAACCAUUAUGUAUAUCUACGUAUUACAUUGUAUGCAUAGCAAGAAAUGUUCUUUUCUGCAGUAUGUAACCAUUACUGAUAUUUUUUUUCCUACUGGGGAAAAAAAACAUUAAAUUCCAAUAGGGGAAUUUUUAAAAAAACAUACGGAAUGCUCAGGUUUUCAUCUAUUGCUUUAUGUUAGAUUGGUUUCCUCCUCUGGAUCAGAGCUGCACCAUGUUGAUGAAAGCAUGUCUGUUUUACAUGGAGGAUGCACUACUGAGGUGUUUGACAUAGUCAAAGUCGUCCAUACUUUUAAUUUCUGUGUAGCUUUAUUAUUGCAAGUGCAGGUCAGGAGAGAAAGUGGGGUUCUUGGUAUUUGAAUUCUCACCCAUCGAUUUUUCUUUUAUUAGGUGCAGCGAGUGAAGACCCAGACUUUCCUAAGGUUCAGUGGCCCACGCCCGAGCUGUGCCCACUCUGCCAGGUUAAAACAGAGAGUGAAUUGGUGACCUGGGAUGAUCCCAAUGUUAUGCAUUUCAUGAAGACCCAUUUCUCAAAGGACAAUAUAGCAGACGCCUAUCUGGUGGAUGAGGAUGUGCUCCUAGAAAAACAAAAGAAGGCAAAUGAGAAAAGAGACAAAAGAGAUGUCACAGAUCAGGAAAAUAAAGAAGAAAUAAAAGUGAACGAAGACUUUUCAGAGAACACGUUUGACAAGAAACAGGAAGAAGGUGGCAAGAUGAGCAGUGUACAUAAGAAAGAACCAAAAGACCGUCCACGUCACAAACCAACCAUCAUAAAGAUGAAGCCUGCAGUACCCUUGAAACAAGCAGUUCAAGAGGAAAUUUUGGAUCUAGAUUCAUAUGGGCAAGGCCUGUUUUUGAGCAGAUCUUUGCAGGAUUCCAGCCUACAUAAGGAGAACCGUGCUCUUCAUCCUAAGGUCCUCCACGAACCUCAAGAGGCAGAUUUUGAUGAAGCUGCUGUGAGGAGUCGUCUUCUGAAGAGGGGGGUUGAUACACAAUAUCUCAUGGGGGUAGUAAUAGAGAACGGAGAUGUGAAUUGGAAAGGACGCUGGGUAAAAAUGCUUGAAGGGGGAUUCUCUCGCUUGGAUAUAAGCUUAUGCGUUCUUCUUUAUUUCCUUUCCAGUAUGUGUCUGUUUGCCAUGUACCUAUACAUGAGUCUCCGAAAACGCUGCCUUCGAAAGCGAUAUUUGUUCCCGCAAGCAUGAUGUGGACUAUUCUCUAACCUUUCACCUGCCAUUGUAUAUUUUACAGAGAGAACUGUGCAUCUGUUUACAUUUUUAUUAAAGUGCCUUUUAACCCAUAGCAGUCUUGAAUGUACAAGGGCUGUCCACUAUAGAGCCAAAGAAAUUUUAACAAUAUACGUGCUUUAUCAGCUGAUGCCCUAAAAAAGUCAACCAAAUCUGACAAAGAUACAGUUUAACAUUCAAAUAAAUAAACAUUAUUUUGAAUAAUUUAUUGAAACUCCUUGUAGAAAAGGCAUUUGUGUAGUUUUCAAAAAAAUAUUGGAUUAAAACAGCUGAUCGUAUAAGCGGUUGUCCAUUUUCAUGAUACUUUUCAAGGAAUUUUACUAUUACCAAUUACAUACAAUAAAUCAUAAUCUUAGAAAAACUACUGUGUGCAGAAUUGCAAGGCAAUCAUCCUGAUCAAGAUAAUAAAACUGGUUUUUAAUUAACCAAUUUUUUUUGUUUUGUUUUGUUUUCCUUUUUUUUAAUUCUUUAUUUUUGUUCACUCAGCAUGUAAAUAAUACAUUACUUGGGCUGUCGCCCCUGAUAUUCAUAUAUAAUGGUCAAGACAUAGUUAUUGUCUCAUUCACAACAACAUGCAGAGUGAUGUUUUUAUAAUAACAAGGUUAUCAACAGUUCCAAUACAAUGAUGCAGGCCCCCUGGGACACAACAGUGAGGUACAUAGGAUAUCAUCAUGUCUCAUGGAAGCUAAAGUGCACCAGGGGGUCACCCCUUCCAGGAUUUUACAUCACUGGGUUAUCUCAACUCUAUUGUGGGUACUAGAAGGAGUGGGGGGGAGGAGAAAUCGGAGCCAGUGCUAGUUUUAACAUCUCUAGCGUGUGACCGCAAGAUGUGCGGGUUGAUUCCCCUGAGCACGUACCGUAAUCAUAGAACGUAAAACAGAAAGUGGGGAUGUGUAUCUACCCACUCUGACAUUUCUAAAUAAGCAAAUUAUGCGAAAUUAAAAGAGAAUGAACAACCAUUAAGCAAAAUAACAUUAUUAACUUGGUAAGCAUAACCACGAGUCAUGGUGGCGGAAUGUGUGGCAUCCUUAAGGAUGUGCAAGUUUCAGCUAAGCAUAAGUCUCUCAGAUGGUAUGUUUUCCCUUUUUUUAAAUGGGCUGUAUGUCACAAAUGUGAUUGCAUAUUUUGCCUACAUUUAUUUCAUUUACCAACAUCCGCUUUAUGAUCCAUAUGCUUAUAUGGCUGCUAGUUACCAUAGGAAAAGAUAAAUGAAUGAUUCUAAGUCCUAUGUUACUAACCAGGACUAAAAGUUACUUGCCACUGCAAGUCUGGAGGGGUCCAUGGCACACUCACUUGGGGUGAAUUUCUACUCGCCAAUUGUUUGCUCGCCAGUGGAUGGUGGGUGAUUGGAACCUUUAAACCAUGCUUAGAAUUAUGUAGUUUGGCAUAGAAGGUGCUUGAUAUAUAAAUGUCCAUGACGCUCAUUUAGAUUUUUGCAUAGUUGAGCAUCAUGUAGAAUAUAUUCUACAAUCAAGCAGUGGUUAUUGUUUGGGCUAAAUUGUUUGCUGCAAAAUAAAUUGCUAUUUAACCCCUUAAGGACACAUGACAUGUGUGACAUGUCAUGAUUUCCUUUUAUCCCAGAAGUUUGGUCCUUAAGGGGUUAAAGGGAUAUGUAAAACUAUAUAAUCCCUUAUGUUCCUUACAUCUGUUAUGUUGCUGUAUAUAAACUUGUUUCCAAUGUAUCCCUGCAAUUGUGUGUCUUUUAUGUGUAUUUCAAACGUGUAACAAGGUGGUAUUGACUGGACACCCCAGGACAUAUGAUCAUGUGAUAAAUCUUCUUGUAUUCUUCCUGGUAAAACACUUUCUUAAUCAUUAAAGGAACACGCUGGUGUGAUAGAAUUUAUCUUGAUUCCAAGGCGCAAACUUAUAGGUGUCAAAUAAUAUCCUAUAUUAAAAUUGGCUAACUUGGACUCAGGAAAUUCUUGAUGCUUAAACAACACUUAAGACCAUAUAUGUCUAGUUCCAGGAGCAGAGAGCCCCACCUAAGAUGUCUCUUCUCUAAUCUUUUUGCUCUUUCUUACCUUGGAACUUAUUUGUUAUGUGCACAUGACAUUCAUCCCUAUGUAUUAUCUGUACUCCCUUCCUAUUACUGUUCUAUGAGUAUUUGCACGUAAGCACUUACUUUUUAAUGUAUAAAACCCAGCUGAUGAAUAAAACGUCAGAGGCUUAUUUUGAAUACCAACAGGUGUCUGGUGUCUAAUUCUCGCUUCUCCAAGUGCACUUGUAACAACAAUUUGGGCUUCCUCUGAAUAUAACAAAGAUCACCAUUUCUGAUCCACAACAAUUUGGUGCCGAAACCCGGGAUCUGACGGUCGAGAGACUCUGACACUAGCAUACAGGUGGACAUCCCUCUGACAGUGAAAUCAGCU